GGUUGAUGGCCGCAGCUGCGGUCCUUGGUCUCCGUGUAGCCGGGCGCUGUGUGUGUGUCUGAUAAUAACGCCUAGUUACUAACAUAGAGACCUGGGAUUGGGAGAGCCGCGAUACGGAGCACGGGAGCGGUAAUUAUCGGGAACCUGCAGCGGGCUGGUGACAGGGGGGGAUGGGUGGAGUAACCUGUUCUAAUACCUGCUCCCUCCCGGGGGUGCUGGGAGAUGGCUGUUAUUUACAUAGAAAUAGCUGGAUAUCGGCUGGCCACAGGGGCCGCCAGGUGUGCACCCCACAGUGCAUACACACACUGCUUCUCACAGUUUAAAUAGUGUGUGUGUGUGUGUGUGUGUGUGUGUGUGUGUGUGUGUGUGUGUGUGUAUAUAUAUAUAUAUAUAGUAGGCUAGAAUGUGACCGCACUCCAGGGACAUCAAUAUAAAUUAAGUAAAACCUUAACAUUUAUUUCAUUCUAUCUAUUAAACUGUUGACUUUUUUUUUUUUUAGUUUCUUUGAAAAACUUUCACCAGAGUAGAAAGGUGUAUUUUUUUUUUUUUUUUUUUUCAAAAAAAAUUGGAAAUGUCGACAUUUUAAUAAAUACAAUAAAGUAUAAGUUAUGGUUUUAUUUUUAAACUGCUAUUGAAGACCCUGGCUUGCGGUCAUGUUGUGUAUUUUGUGCCCUCCGCCACUGGGCAUUACACAUUAUACCCUGGAGUGCAGGUUCUGUGACUUUGUAGUAGGACCACCUUUUCCACUAAAUCUAUAUAUAUUUAAAAAGGAAAAAAUCCUGCAAUUCACCCAUGUUUUCACUUUUAUUUUACCUAAAAUGCUAUUCACGUGGAAUUCCCAAGAAAUCAUACAUUCUUUGUCGUUCCAGAUUACAAGUUAUGCAGGACUAAAUACUUGUAUUUGAAGAAGGUAUUAAAUAUAAUUUUUUUUUUGAAUGAGCACUUGAAAGCUCUUUAAGGUAUAUCCAAAUCACAACAAAUUCUGUACAUUGUGUCAGCAAAAAUGCUUGUAAAUGUGUAGACAAAGAAUUAUUCUCUAUUUCAGGUAUUUUUACCUUCUCAGGCUUUAGUGAUAUGGUAUGACUUCAUCUAAGGGUGUGUUGAGCAAUCUCCCUGCCCACAAAAAAAAAAAAAACCCAGACAGGUUAUCCACUAAAGUAAGAAUUCAAAGGAAAAAUUAUGUCUGCUAUUUUUUUACAGUUCAGCUACUCUGGCUUUAACACUGAAAUCUAUUUUGAUUUCUCACUUUGGCUGGAAUUUACAGCAUGUUGCAGGACCACAUAUUACAUUAUUCUCUAGCAAUAUUAUGGCUCUGCUAGCAUCAUGCACUUGAUGGACUUGCAGUUCAGCAAAAGCUGGGGCUCUGCCUUUUGGCUGCCCUGUUUUUUUUGUUUUUGUUUUUUUUUUUUUAAAUAUAUAAUUUUUUUUUUUCAAUAUGGAGGUGUGUCUAAACAGUUGCAUUCUGAGAACCUUAUUACAAUAAAGUCAAUGUAUCUAUAUAUUCUGCAUCUAGAUUUCAGUAACAUCCCAGAGACCUAAGAAGCCAGCACGAGCUUCCUGUUUUUAAAAAUUUAUUUUAAUGGUAAAGCCAUCAUUUAGAAAACACUGUAAAAUUAAACAUGAUGCCAAAAAAGUCACGUACAUAGGAGUGUUUAGGAAAUUAACCGCUCCCCCAGCUCACCCUGGAAUUGAUGCCAAUACAAAACAAUUUUUUUCUUUUUUCUGGCCUCUUAAAUGCAUAAACUGCUCAGGGCGAUGUCAAAUACACUUGUCACACAAUUUCAAAUGUCUGGUGAAAUUAAACUGGAAUUGUCACUUCAAUUUUAGCAGUCUCAUAGCUAAAUAAAAGUUGGCUAUUGGGUAUACUAAUUUUGUUUAAAUUGUUUAGAUUUUCUUUUAACUUGAAUGCCUUGCAGGGCAUAGCCAUAGUAUAUCAAUAAGUAAACUCACUCAUACAGCAAUUGUUAGAUGACUAAGCGCUCAUAUUCAAGGCAAGCUGCUGGUUCAAAGGCAUAAAAAAACAGUUAAGAUCAUCCUUUUAAAAUUAGUAAUCCAGAAGAAAUUAGAAAAGAGUUGGCUUGUUUCUACAAAGCCUAUUACAAUGUAAGAAUGUUGCUCGUUCCCUAUCUCUACAUUAAUCCGAUUGCGUCCAUAAUUUCUAACCCAAUCCUUUAGUGUGAUAUCGGUUUCAGCCAUGCUUUGCCUAAAUUGACACCUUAUAGGUUCGCAGUUGCAUUUCUAGAAUGGUUUAUGCCCUGUUAAAAGUAUUUUCUGCUGACAUGCUAUAUUCUGUAGGCUUUUUUUCCCUACACCCUACCCUUAUUUUGUAAUUCACUGACCUUUUUCCUUCUUUUAAAAAAAAAAGUUUAAAUAUAAAAAAAUAAAUGUAAUCUAUAAAAAUACAACUAAAUCCAGAGUUGGCCAUCACUUUCACCUCACUGCCCACCCAGAUCCCAUGCUCCGUCUAUGGGCUAAUCCACAAUUCCCAGAGGGAACCCUUUGCUCCAUCAGGCAGAUAUUCCCAUAUCUAAUCCAGCCUAGAGUGUGAGACGUACUACCUGAAGGAUAAUUGACCACACUAGUGGCAUUGCUUUUGGGAUAGCCCCACACAGCUUGACUUACCACUAGACUAUUUACUAAAUCUCCUCCAUCCCACUAAACAGAUUUCGAAACACGACGUGAUGGGUCUCUUAUACAAUAUGCUGAUUCAGGUGUUAUACCUCCUUCCUCCCACUUUCAUGGACGGGAGAAUAUCCGUGGAAUAUAUUUUACAGAGUGGAAAAUUAUGGUUGAGCUUACCCACAAGUGUUCUAACUGGGAGAGAGAGCUACCAAACAAUCCUAUAAGCUGUUGACACAAUUCCCCCAGUGCUCUGAUUGCCUUACUCACACCUCAGUGUUGGCAGUGUGGGGUGGAGGAGGGCAGCCUACUCCACAUCUGGUGACAUUGACCCAAGAUCUGGGGGUACUGUUGCAUCCUUCCCAGUGGUUGGUGAAAGCAUUUAAAAAGUCAUCCCAAGACUACUUAAUGUAGCCAAAAAGCGAAUUCCCCUUUACUGGAGGACGAGCAGACCCAGACCAUCCUUUUGGCAAUGAUUCAAUUCGUGCAAGCCAGGUGGUUCCUGUCUGUGUGGCAACGAGUGAGACCACUUAACUUUUUUUUCUUCCCCCUUCCCUUUACCUAUCCUAAUACUUCUGCACCCUUUAGACUCUCUUAGACAAACUGACAAGUUGCUGUGCAGGUUCUGCCUCUGCACAUUUAUAUACCUAGCACUACACUGAAUUCCCACAGAGUCAAUGAUAUAUACCUCACAGUAGGGACAAAUGUGUGAAUAUUGCUUUCAUAUAUCUGAGGUUUCAGUAUACUGAGAUUUAAGCUUUUGUCCCAAUGAGUGAAGCCAUGCAUCUUCAAAUAUUGUCCUUAUUUAUUUCUUUACUUCUGUACACAAAUACUGAUCUUUUAUUUUAUACUCUUAUGUCAAACAUUUGUUGAACACAAAACUAGACUGAAAUAAUACUGGAAUAUUUAGUCUGAUGUACUGCACUCUACACUAAAACAUCUUUGGGAUCAAGUAACGAAUUAUUGUGAAAUACACAUUUUAUUAUGAAUCUGUACAUAAUCCAUAACACACCAUAUUUUAGUUGUCGUACAUGAUUAUAUACUUUACUCUACAGCGGAAAAAAAUCACCAUGAAUGAAAACAGCAUUCUGAUAUCUGCUGCAAGCAAGAGCAUUCUGGCAGAUUCUUCUGUCUUUGACUCUAAAAUCAAUGAAACCUCAAAAGAAAACCUGUUUGCUGGUUCUGCAGAAAAUGAUGGUAAGAUUCUAAAAGCCUUUCCUCAAUUUCACCUCGCUUGCAUUCCAAAAAAAUGCUUCUAAAGGUUUUUGUACAUUAAUUUAUAGGGAUUUUUGGGCUUCAUGGGUACAGCUUCUCUCGUUAUUGCCAAAAUCUUUUCCAGCAGUUUCACAAAAACAAGAGGAUUUCUCAAUGUCCCUCAGAAAUAUGCCUUUAAAUUCCUUAGAGAUACUAGAAAAUAAUUUUCUUUAAUUUUUCCUAAAAUCGUCUUGACUUUUUCUUUCUAUCCUGAAUAACAUCUUUCAUUUUGUAUUUAAUCUACGUAGAAGAAAUGCCUCAAAUUGAAACCAGAGUGAUUCUGGUGGAAGAUGCUGGGAAAGAUGACGACCUGUUAAAAGCUUUGGAGGUAUUGUUUUCCAUUUGAGGUCUUUUUUUUUAUUUUUUUUUAUUUUUUUUAUAAAUAUCUUUUUUUUUUUUUAUACAUGGCUUUGUUUUGCUUCAUCUCAGUUUUCCUUUCCACAGACAGUUAAAGUAAUGGAAGUUCCUGUUAUAAAGAUAAAGGAAAAUUGUACAGAGAAAUCCAGAGACUCAUUUAUUAAAAGCAUUGUAAAUAUGGUAUGGUAAAUCAUUCAUACCAAUUUUGCAUGAGAGCACUUCACAAACCACUCUUGAAAUGGUGCCACUAACUUCUGUCUUAAACUCUGCUUAAAAUUUGCUACUUGCAGAAAACGUUCAUUUUAACACCCUAUGCUCAGUCACUUAAACUUUUUAUGUGUAAUUUGUUUGGUAGCUACUCUUUUGAGGGACUUGUGUUAUUGUACUUUUCUAUGGUGAAGGAAUGGUGGUUGUUCGUUUUCCAGAUCAAACACUACUAUAUAUAUAUAUUAUAAUAUUUUUUUUUUUUUGGUGGCUGGCUCUAAUGAAAUCAUAUUUGAACACUGUAUAAGUUGAAAUAUACAUGGUUUUUGUUCUUACACAUUGAGUUGUGCAGUCUCUUCAGAGAGAAACCAUCAGGAAAACAAAUCAAAUUAAAUGCUCAGCACAUGUUCACUUGUGAUAAGGCCUCUUUUUGAUAGUUGUAGAGUAAAAAUUUCAAUAAUGGUACACAGUUGCCUAUAAAUAAAACACACAAAAAAAUCACUAUUUUGUAGAUUUACCCCAAUAAAAACAUGCAUGUAUAUUGCAUUUUCCCCCAUCAGUGAUUAAGCUAGGCUUCUAACAGCUGCAAAUCUCUCCUCUGCAGCCUUUGCAAACAUUCCUCUUUUUCCCCACCACAGACUAAAAAUCUGUGCUAGGGGAGUACUCCAGACGAUUGUGAUAGCGCUUUUCCAAUGCUGCUUAAUCAACAAUUCACUGUAAUACAGAUCAUUGAGAAGAGCAAAGACAGGCGUGUCUUAGCCAACAUAGAACAUUUCUACUGAAAUCAACACUUACAAACUGUCCAGAUAUAUAAAGCACUAAAGCAAGUUUCUUCCCCCCCCCCACCAAUUGGGGAGAGGGGGGUGGGGGGGGGGGGAGAGGGAAAGCACUCAAACACAGUUUUCACCAUGCAUAUUUUAAGCCAAUAUCUAAUUUAGGUCAGGCAGCAAGUCCAUUGAUACUGCAUCUAGUUCUGCAUCACUACCUACCACCAGUGGCAUCUCCUCCACAACUACCACGCUUAGCCAGAGCAGGGGAAUGUUAAGCAUAAUGCCAUUAGUUGAGUUAGACUCGGUCAUUAUCAUCCCAGGGUUGUGUCCAGUAGCCGAAGUCUUGAAAAUUUUGUUGGAUUUCAAAACGGCAUGAUAACAAAAUCACUUGCCUGCUUGCCCAGCUGAUUGUUUCCAUGAGAGAACGGUAAAAAAAUAAAUUAAAAUAAAAAUUGUUGUAUUUUAACAAAGUGCAGAUUUCAAUAGAUUUUGACACUUUUGUAAAUUACCCCCUCCCCCUGACUGUCACACCCAGACUUUUUUUGCUUUCUAGUUUGUUUAGCUCAGUGGGGCGAAACUCAAGUGGCAGCAAACUCAGAGCACCUGCCUUGCAAAGACUAAUCAUUGAGCUAGUUUGAUAGGACAGCCACAGAAAGUCUGGGCUGGGCUAGAAAAGCAGGGCUUGCAAAUACUUCAGACAAGAGAUUUGCAGCUUUUGGAAGAUCUUUUUAGAUAUACACUCAAUGGAAAAAAAAUUGCAUAAUUAAAUGCAUGUUUUCAUUUGGUGAGUAUCUACUAGACUGUAAUUUAUAUUAUAUCUGUUGUUGUGUUUGAGCAGUGUAGUAUCCCUUUAAAAUUAAACAGAUGGUCCUGAUCCACUGGUUUGUCUCUACAUAAACAUUCUGGUAAAAGUCCUCAGUUGACAUAUUAAGAUCUUUAUGAAAGCUAUACAGCUCCCUAAUUACAUCAGGAUGAAAUUUUUUAUUUUUUUUAAAUGAAAGAAAUAUCCUCAUUUAUCAAAGUAAUCAUAUUAGUGCAAAAUAGAAUUGCCAAGUCAGACUAUCUGCUCAUGCAUGUGGCAUCGAAAUUAUUAUUAUUAUUUUUUUUUUCCUUUCCCCCCCUUCUUCCAAUCACUUUACAGGCAAGCUCUGUCAACCGUGUCAGACAGACUUGAGCAAACUUGCAGUGUGAAGUGAUAAUUGCUCACGCUUUUCUGUUUUAAGACUGUAAAGCUUAUAUGCGAGCACCUUAGAGUUUGUAUGCACUGGGCUGACACAUUUUUUCCUGUGCAUGUUGUCCAUGGUGCUACUUGUAUCAGACAUGCCCACCAGUCACACUUCAGCCAUCUUCUGAUAGAAGACAUGUCCAUGUUAACAGAUAUGCAACAAAGUGCAUCUAGUUUUGAAAGUGUGCAGGGUGUUUUUGUUUGGGGGGUGAGGGGGAAUGUUCUUGGUUUUAAAUUUUUUUAUUUAUUUAUUUUUUUUUUUUCAUGCCUAAAAGUUUGAACAAAUCAUACAAAUACAAAAAUAGAGUAUCGUACAAAACGUAAUCUGAUAUAGCCAUCUUUAAGUGGAGCUGUAACUUUUCUGCACAGGUGUUCAAUCCCUUAACCCAGUAAACACUAUUCUAGGGGAUACAAAUUGUGGCUUGGGUAACCUGAAAAAAACAACAAAUUUACCUCCAGUGGACUUCUGUCGUCAGUGUGUGCAUGGUACUUUUAUGCUUUCUGGUAUCUCCAGAGUAAUGUAAACUCCAACGGUUACUUAGUUACGCACCAUAUCUGAUCAGCUAGGAAGGCAUUUAAAAAAAAAAAAAAAAAAAAGUGACUAGCAGCUACUGACUUGUGCAUAAUAUGCUGACAGUUCUGCUUUAAUAUGUCAUAUUAAAAAUAAAACCACAAAGAUUAAAACAAUAACUUCAGUACUUUCUUUUGGGAUGUGCAAGUGCUUUUUAUUUGGAAAAACAGACCCGUAUCAUUUGUGUACUUGAAUAUGAGACAUUUGCUAUACUAUUCUACACAACAUUUGUGUGGAUAUUUGUUUUUUUUUUUUUUGGGUAAUGCCUUUAGUAAUUAAAAAAUAUGGAAAAUGGGAAAUAUUAUCAUAUGGUUAUACAGUAAAUAAAGUAACUUGUUUCAUAAUCUCUCUUCUGGAAACAAAAAAGGAGAUUAAAGUUCCCUGCAUGAAAACGGACAAUGUGAAAGAGUAUGCAGAUGCCGAUGGACCUGAAUUCGAAAACGUGUUUGUUUUAUCAGACUUCCAGAAUCCCUCCUUUCAAUACUUGUAUAAAGCGGAUUGCAGAGUGCUUGGACCACCAAUAAUCUUAUAUUGUGCUCGCAAAGGAGAGGUAUGUUGACCUGAACUUAAUUCUAGCUUGUGUUAGCUUUUUAUUGCUCAAAUAUACUUUAUAUGAUUGCAAAACUUUUUUAUUUUAUUUUUUGGCGUGUAGCAGUAGCAGUUACGAUAUAUUCAGUGUUAAAGGCUAGAAAUACAGGAAUGCAGGUUUACAGUAUAAUUGCAUAAUCUUCGUGUGUGGGCUAUAAGAUUGGAUAACUGCGGGCUACCGGUCGGAGUGUUGUCAGUAAGUGGUACAGAUCGGCAUUUGCUAGGCACGUCUGAAACAAUCAGCAGUCAGGUCACGCCCCAUGAUUGCAAAACUUUGUGACAAGUAAAUGAUUACGAGUUCAGACUUAUAACAACCCCUUGUGUGUCUGAUGUAAAUCACAUCUUUACGAACAUGUGGGCAUAACUGUGUUGAAGUACAGUAAGGCUGAGUCUGAAACUUCAGGAUGCAGCUUUGUACUAUUUUUGAGAUCACAAUUUAAUGUUAUAUAUAUGUAUAUUCACCUAGUUAUGGCAAAUCACAUAACCAUAUAUUGCAUUUAAAUAAAAAUUUGUUGUGUUUCUAUUCUAGCCUUUGCCUUUUACUUCCCGACCUCUGUAUUGUGCAAGCAUGUUAAAUUUGGUGCUCUGCUUUACUGGAUUCAGAAGAAAAGAAGAAUUGGUAAGAAAGUGUUGUUGGUUUUUCUUUUUUUUUUCUUUAAAAUCAAAGCUGCCUAGCUGUUUUUGUAUGUAAAGAGUGGUGAAAACCAAGAUCUGUUGGGGGAUGUACUCUUGUAAAACAGGAGUUGAAAACUGAUGGUGUAGGCUAAAAAAACAAAAUACCCUCACUGUUGUCCUUGGUCAUUAUUUAAUAACUGCCACAGAAUUGUUUAGCGAUGAAUACUUCCCACUUGGCGUGGGUAAUAUGGAAUAGUCUUGGUAUUCUUUGCUUUGCUUGUGUCAUUAGAGGUUUCAGUAUUUUACAGUGAAUGCUAGUCGUACCGUGUUUUUGUAAUCUAGAGCAAUCUGAUAAUUUUCUAAUUUCUUUCUAGGUAAAGCUUGUGACCUUAGUUCAUCAUAUGGGCGGAACGAUAAGAAAAGAUUUUAGCUCAAAAGUUACCCAUUUAAUUGCUAAUUCAACGCAUGGAGAUAAAUUUAGGGUGCGUAUAUCUUCUUAGAUUUGGUAGCCUAAAACUAAAUUUCAUCUAUCAACACUUUGGCGCAAACACAUUCUGCAAUGUUUUCCAAUGUAUUCAAUUUAAAAAAAAUGCAUUCACUCAUCUACUCCAUUACAAAACGCUUUAUCUGUUUUCACUGCCUUUUAUUAGGCUUGGUUUCUGCAGUUCCUCCUAUUUCAGUACUCCAUUAUCACACUUCUGUAAAUCCCAAAUGCUGCUGCCUGAAUUCUCUGCCGCAGGCAUUAGUCUGCAAACUUUUCUAUUCUACUAAUGUCACCUCUUUAAAAUCUUUAAACUGAGAACGUCCAUGUUCUACAUCCACGUCUUGCCAUUUCUCAUUAGCUUUCACUUGCAAUUGCUUAUAUUGUCACAGUGAGGCCUACCUGCCAAGCCUUGAUUGUGGGGAAAGUGUGGGCAUAAAGGGAUUAAAGCAUCACAAUCUGUGGAAUUUGUAAAGACCCAUGACUGUGACAUCAUUGCUGGAUGUCCAGUGACUUGGGGCAGGGGGGGUAAGGGGUGCAGGCAAAGGUAGGUUUUACUUACAGAAAUCUGUUCAUUGUGAGCACCACCAUCUUCUUUCGGAUGAUCCUUUUUAGCUCCUGGUACUUAAGAACCAGGAGCCGAUGUCAUUGAGGUCUAUGGAGUAUCCCCCCCAAAACUGCGGCAUCCUCCAUAGAAAAUUCCCUACAGCAGUGCUAGUGACUGCUUUGGAACUGGCAAUUUUUGACAGCAGUAGCUCUGCCCAGUCUCGAUAAGUGUUGGGCGUAGGAAAUAUACUGAGUAGUUGCUACUUUGUCUCCAUGUUUCAAUAUGUUACUCAUAUUGAUGGUGUUGGAAUUUCACUGAAUUUAUAACCCAGUCUUUAUGAUAUACUCAUUUUGUGUGCUACCAUUACCUCUAGAAGGGCAUAACAAUUAAAACGGUGAAUUACUAGUUUAUCUCUACAGGUGUGUGAAUCCCGAUAAUAGAACUUAAAGAUAGAAUUGGAUUAAUAGUUUAAAAACAGACAAAUGUUGCACAGUGGCAAACUUACAAAGAUCAAAAUAAAAUCUAAAAGCAAAUUAUACAAAUGCAAAAAAACGGUUCCUAAAAUAAAAUGACACUUAAACAAAACACAAAACCUACACUAGUGCAAAUCUUACGGUAGUCCAGUGGGAACUCCUCAGUAUAUCUUUCCUGAUGAUCAAAAUAAAGUUGAAGAGUAGUGAUGUCACAAACGGUUUGCCGCGGACUUAUCAUUGAGUAAACUUUGACCCUGUACCUCGCAGUCAGCAGACACAUUCCAGCCAAUCAGCAGCAGACCCUCCCACCUCCUGGACAGCUCACUAAGAAUGCAGCUUCACAAUGAAUGUAAAAUGGAUGCUGUCCAGGAGGUGGGAGGGUCUGGGAGGGAGGGUCUGCUGCUGAUUGGCUGGAAUGUGUCUGCUGACUGUGAGGUACAGGGUCAAAGUUUACUCAAUGAUGAGUCCGCGGCGAACCGUUCGGGACAUCACUAUUGAAGAGGUGUUCAGUUUGAUGUGGGAUGACCAUUGUAUAUCAGAAAUAAACCGUAUAUUCCUAUGCCUAAUCGUUUUGCUUGGGUGAGAACAUUUUAUGGAGGAUCUCUUGCACGGAAGUAAAAUUCUGAGGUUCAUGGCAAUUCGAGCUAUCAAAGCUGAAGAUGAGCUUAGAGGAUAUGGUGAUGCUGAGGGAGAGCGGUUCAGGUAAGUAUUUCUGCCUUCCCCUCUCCAGUUGGUACUAUCAACUGGUCCUUAGUGCUAUUGUCUUUUUAGUGAAGGUGGAGGGCCGUGAAGCCAUGUACCUGGCUUAGGUGACCAGUGGGUCCAUCACACCACGUCUUUACAGAGAAAAGGCAGUAUCUACAUUACAGCCUAGGGAUACCUCCACUGGUCACUCCUCAUAUGGUUACUAGAGGUGCUUCAUGGGGCAGUGCUGCAGUGUGCCAUUCAGCAUCUUCACCUUCUGCAUGAACUUUCCUCAUAGAGCUGCAUUGAUUCAAUACAUCUCUGACAAGAUGCUGAUUGUUUGGCUUGUGCUUGCUCUGCCCCUGAUUUGCUUCCUUGACACUCUCAGCCAAUCCAGUGCUUUCCUAUGGGGAAGCAUUGUGACCGACUGACUCAGUUCAACACUUCUGAUGUCAUCCAAGCAGGCAGAUCGGGGUCAGUCAGCACCAGCAGACUGGAAUAAAAGUAAGAACUUACUAUAAAUAGGUGGGCUAGAGGGGGACUAGAUUGUGUUUUUCACACCAGGGUCAGGAAUACGUGUUUGUGUUCCUGACCCUAUAGGGAUCCUUUAACAUCGCUUCAAGAUUGCAAAGCUUACGGAUUAAGAUGGCUGUAUAUUGUAAAGUAAUAACAUCCUUUCUUGUUUUACUCAUCGGAUCUAGUUAAGAAAAUAGACUUGAAUUGUAAAACUAGACACAUGCCAAAGGCCAUAUUUUUAGAUUUUAACAUUUUAAUAAUGCUGUAUACAGAAUGUACUUGUAUAAAAUAAAGAAACUGUAUUGCAGAGUCUAGCUUAUAAACCUGGUUUAGACAUAUAAAUGCUUGAUGCUCUGUCCCAGAAUGUAUUCUGGAAUUGAGCCAUAAACACUGAGUUUUUCGUAUGCAUUUCACAGAAGCAAGCUGGAUGCAAAGUUAGUAUAAGAAUUUGUCUUUUUUUUUUUUUUUGCACUGUUUAGAUUAAAAAUUAACAUCUGGAUCAAAUGUUAAAGGAACACUUGUACAAACAAUACUUGAGCCACUCCAGGGCUGCACCUUUUCCGUGGAACUCUCUUCCCUCUCUGUUUGACUCUUACCCAGUCUCCACUCCUUCAAAAUAAUUAUUGAAAACUUACUUCUUCAGGAAAGCAUGUCAAUUAAACUAUUAAUAGGUUUUCAUCCCCACACUCUGACCCCUCAACUGCAACUGUCAAAAUAACCUACUAAGCCCUCAGUGAAUACUUUUCUAGUAACCUACUUUUACCCUUUGUGUCCUUCUAGCAUGCUGCUUCAUUAAGCUAAAGUUUGGUGACUUUAGUGUCCCUUUAAUAUCUAGGCUUUUUGCUAAUCCUUUAAUUUUUUUUGGAAUCGUGUCUCCUAAAUAUGUCCAACCCUUUCCUGGUAGAUCUGUCAACUAUAACUGGACACAAGGCAAAACAAUGCAUUUCUACACAAAUCUGAGUACUUGAUUAUGAAUACACUAUAUAUUGGUGUAAAGUUUCUUUAGCAGCAUUUUUUCCUCUUUUAGGUUGCUGUUAGUUUGGGUACCCCCAUCAUGAAAGCAGAAUGGAUAUUUAAAGCUUGGGAAAAAAGGAAUGAGCUGUAAGUAUGCAGAUAGCGGUCAUCAUGACAGCGCAUGCCUAAAACUGUACAUGUUCGUUUACCUUAGAGAUGACCAACUAUAAUUAAUAGUGUAUGCUGUUCAGACUAGAACCUUACCAAAGUAAGAUAUCCUUUAAAAAUAAAGAUUAUUUUAAUGCUGAUUUUCAAAUCUGUGAGCUGCAAACAAAGAAAAGUAAAGGAUUCCACUUAGUUUUUGUUCAAUUUGAGGAUUUUUCAACAAGUCCACAAUCUUUUAUACAUUAGUCAAACUCGUUAUAAUUUUACACUCUAAACAUCUGACAGAUUCUGAAAGGGACAUAUUUGCUAGCUUUAUCAAUUAUAUGAAGAAGUGACUAGGUUUGACAAUGUGUUCAUAAAACUUUUUUGACUGUUAACAAGAAGAUUGUCGAACCUGAAUAUUGUCCUUUAGCCCUUAAAAUUUACAUUCCAUAUACAUUAUGCCUAUGGGUUUAGUUCCCUUCCCCAGCCAGGAAAGGUAUCUACAUGCCAGCACCUACAAUAUUAUCUGAUGUCCAAAAUGUGUUUUAUUUUAAGAAUAUAUUCUAGAACUAGCUGCAUUGUUUUUCUAACUUAUUUAUUUUUUAUAUUCUAUUACAGUGAAUUCAGUGCAACAGAUGAUGAAUUCAAAAAUUCUUUUAAAGUUCCUCCCUUCCAGGACUGUGUACUAAGUUUUAUUGGAUUUUCUGAUGAAGAAAGGGUUAGCAUGGAAGAAAUGACAGAAAUGCAAGGUAUUGGCAUGAGUAAACAUGAUUUUUUUUUUUUUUUUUUUUUCAGACCCUAGGAAUUGCUUGGAUCAUUCAUAAAGCAUUACUCCUAUAUUAACAGGGGAGAGUACAUCAUUACACUUAGCAGAUAAUUAGAUUUUGAGAUCUUUCAUUGUUUCCUAUCACUUUUGUGUUUUGAAAAGCUUUUUAACAAAUGGAAAUAUAUUAUUUAUACUAAAAUAAUUUCAUAUAUUGUUUUUCCUGGAGUACAGCUGCAGUACUUGUGGGAUGUUCAGGUAUAAUUGGGACAAGUAGGCAUUCUUUAAAUUUAAGCACAGUAAAAAUGCCUUACUUGUUCUGGUUUUGGAUGGACAAGUCUUGUACUACGAUCUACUCUGCUGUGGUGUGGCAGACAUGGGCUUGUUAUUUCCCACCUACGUGUUGGAUGAGUCAGGCAGGCCAUUAGAGUACAGGAACUCUACAAUAUUUUUCCGACUUUCACAGGAUUCUUUGGCAGGCUAUGACCAACCAGGGAGGCAACCUGUCAAGUUGGACAUUGCACCUGUGCUCUGUUACUGGAACGCACAACAGUUUUUGGUUUUUUUUUGUGUAUUUUUUUUUCUAAUUUUUCGCAAGCAAACAUAAAAGAAAUUGAGGCAAUGAGCAGACAAUCUAAGAGGUGAACAUCUGGGUCUACUCCUGAACUGUCAUCUGGGGAAUAGUUCACCUGAACUAUCAUCUGGGGGUUCUGGCUGUUCAGAUUCUUCAAACGUAUGUUCUGAACAGGAAGCAGGCUUUCCUAUGGAUCUAGAAAAAUUUAAGGAGGUGCUUAAAGUAGUACAGGAUGAAGUAUCAAAGGGAAUAAGAGAGUUUUUCCUAUUCAUCGCCAGCUUAUGGUCCUGAUUAACAGUGUGGAAAAAUCCUGAAAAGAAAGCUUUUAUUUCUAAACAGUUUAAACAACUGUUUAAAUUUCAGCAAACAUAAGCAUGGGGAACACUUCCUAAAGUUGAUGUUCCAUGUGCACAGCUCUCUGUAAUGACCACACUACCCAUUAGAGAAGCCACUGUGUUAAAAGGCCCAAUAGAUAAGAGGAGACACCUCUUGCAGGUAAAUUUCAGGCUCAACAGUAGCUAGAUCCUAAAGGGUAUUGAUUUAAGACCUUGAAGUAUUUUUUAGGUGAAAGUUGUAAAGCUAUUUAAAAAUAUAAAGUUGGCUAAUUAAUAUCUGUGUGAGAUGACAGAUGAAUAAUUAAGGUUGGUUGCAAGGAACAUGAGCGCCUUUUCUGGUGCUCUUAAGGCGGUCUGAUUAAAAUCCUAGUCUAAUACUGCCUCCAAGUUUGCACUGUGUGAGCUUCCAUCUGAACAUUAAGUUACAUAGCUGAAGGGAGAAUUGUGUACAUAAAGUUCAGCCUUCCUCACAUUUGAAAGUUAUUUGGUUCAGCAUUAGAUGAACUGAUAAAACAAAUUUUCUGUACACAAAAGGCACUCAGGAAAGGAGGUUUUUAUUUGCACAAGCGUUUCAGCCCUGUUACAAAAGGAGAUAUAAUUACAGAGAAGAAAAGAACUGGUCCUUUUGUAAGUCUAAGGAUUUCAAGUCAUGGGAAAAGGGUUCUUCUUCCAUGUUUAAUAAAACCAGAAAAUUCUGAUACCAGAAGACCAAGACCACAAUUCCUCUUCUCCACUUAUGCAUGUCAAAAGGAAGAUGCUUUGCUUUCAGAAACUUGCAAAUUCAUAAACGCAUCAUAGUCCCCAAAUUCCAGGGUGUAUAUUCAAGAAUAUUCCUUGUAGAAAAAAAGACAAGCCCUUCAGACCCAUUCUAGAUUUAAAGACGGUCAAAAACUGUAUUCAUCACCAAAGCUUCAGAAUGGAAACCAUCCUAUCAGUAACCCAUGUUGCCAUCAGAUGAUUUUAUGGCAACUUUAGAUCUGAAGGAUGCUGAUCUCCAUGUUCCUAUAGCUCAAAGAUGGGGGGGGGAGGGGAGGAGUGAGUGAAGAUUUGCUAUAAAAAUGGCAGUUUUACAUUUUCAUUUUGUGGUUCUUCCAUUAGGCCUUUCUAAUGACCAAGAAUUUUGCAACCAUUCUUGCUCCGGUUGCCGCACUUUUAGAGAAAAGUGAAUUUUAUAGUUCCAUAUCUGGACGAUUGGUUCAUCAAGGCAAAAUAGUUUUUCCAUUUAAAGUAUAAUUUGAAGGUUACUCUGACGAGACUCGAACAUGGUUGGCUCAUAAAUGUUCAUGUAUUCCAACUUGAGAUUUAUCUCUAGUUUUGAAUGUCUGUGUGGAACCAUAUGAACCUCUGGAAGAAUGCUCAUUGAAACUUCUCACAUAAAUUGUUUCUGGUAGCUAUGGCCAAAAGAGGUUGGAAGAAAAUGCAAUUUCUGCAUCACUUGAAUUUACGGAUGUCUAUGAAGACAAAUAUUACCAACCUUCUGUCAGAAUCCUUCCUUGACCAACGAAUCUUGUUUUCAUUAUCUGGAUGUAAAAGAGCAUUUUCAGUCUAUCUAGCCAGGAAUAAUGAUUGUUGCAAUCAAAUUAUUUUUUCAAUAAUUACAGACAGCAUUUUAAAGGUCUUCAAAUAUCCAGGGCUUUCAUUGGUAGAUAGAUUACUGAAGCCAUUCAUAUAUCGUCUUCUUCCAAAGGUGGUGAUCUUUCCUGCAAAGUUAAGGCUCAAUGUACUAGUGCAACUUGAUCUUCAUGGCUGAAAUAGCAAUGCCAUCUCCAGAGGAUAUCCACAAGAUUGCCCACCUGAUCCUCUUCUUAUUCAUUUAUUCAUUUUUUUUUUUCUAAAAAAACUACAUGCUAGUAAUCUUAGCCUCAGAGGAAGCUUCAUUUGGAUGUUAGGUGUUACAGGUGGCGUGUUUUAAUUUCCAACUUCAAUUCUGGUCAAAUUCAGAGGUAAUUCCUAUUUAGAAGUCUAAAAGGGGUGGGGGUUGUUUAUCAAGUGUGUUUACAUUUAUAGGAGGCCUACUUUUCCCAAUUUGUAUACCUAAACAUCCCUCACAAACUGCAGCUAAAUACGAAGAAAAAAAUAAUUAAUAACUACAAUUCCUUUUUUUUUUUUUUUUUUUUAAAUAAAAAUUACCCUGGAAUAUGAUCUUUCUGAUAUUGGCAGCAUAACUAUCAAAGCACACUUCUGUGGAAUGCCAUUCCUUUGUUUUGGCAACUAAUUGACACUCAUUUGUUUAGUAUUCAUUGAAAAGUGUCUCUAAAUGUAAAUCUACUAAUAUUUUUGUUAAGGUAUAUAUGUGUUAUAUUUACUUGGAACUCUUGUUUUGUUCACUCUGAAAUGAAUUUACUAACUGGAACUGUGUAAAUACUGUUGUAUGACCAAACAGUAUAAACUUAGUCUUCAAGUUUGUGUUUGUCUGGUAUGUUAUACAAUGUAAAAGUUAAGGAGUAGCAAUUUGGGGAUCUGUGGUAGAUCCUGCAACACCGAUGCGUAUUUGAGUAGCUCUGUGAAAGAUCCAUAUUUUUUUUUUUUUUUUGAAGCAUCCUUUUAAAAAUUGGAGAGAUGGCUGAUGAUAAAUGAGCAAUUGCAAUAGUGAAUGGCACACUUAUCUAAACUGUUCACCGGAGCAAAUAGUCUGCAGCAUUAAAGGACCACUCUAGGCACCCAGACCACUUCAGCUUAAUGAAGUGGUCUGGGUGCCAGGUCCAGCUAGGUUUAACCCAUUUGUUCAUAAACAUAGCAGUUUCAGAGAAACUGCUAUGUUUAUGAAUGGGUUAAGCCUUCCCCUAUUUCCUCUAGUGGCUGUCUCAUUGACAGCCACUAGAGGCGCUUGCGUGCUUCUCACUGUGAUUUUCACAGUGAGAGCACGCCAGCGUCCAUAGGAAAGCAUUAUGAAUGCUUUCCUAUGUGGCUGGCUGCGCGCGCAGCUCUUGCCGCGCGUGCGCAUUCAGCCCAGGAGGAGGAACGGAGGAGGAGAGCUCCCCGCCCAGCACUGGAAAAAAUAAGUUUUUGCAUAGCCGGGCGGGAGGGGGACCCUGAGGGUGGGGGCACCCUCAGGGCACUAUAGUGCCAGGAAAACGAGUAUGUUUUCCUGGCACUAUAGUGGUCCUUUAACUCCAACACAGAAGAACCAGGUAAUCAAUAACUUGCAAAAAGGCAUCUUUUCAACUUAGUGGAUUGAUAAAGGCUCUGCAGAGUUUCAAUGUUGCCCAAGAAUUCUUCAGUUCAGUCUGAUUGCCUUGUCUGGAAAUCCAUAUUUGUCUUAAUAUUUUCUAAUUGCACGAUAGUUUUUCCUCAAAUGCAUGAGAGAUCCUCUUGUAACUUGAGAUUCCUUUUAAUGUAAGAAUGAGGUUUGUGACUUUGAUACGAUGUGCAGUAUAUAGGAAUUAAUUAUUUUAAAGGGACACUAUAGUCACCAGAACUACAGCUUAAUUGAUCUGAUGCAUAUAAUCAUUAUGUGCAAGCAUUUUCAUGUAAACACUGGGCUUUCAGAGAAAAGGCAGUGUUUACAUUGCCCCUAGGGACACCUCCAAGUGGCUACUCCUCAGAUGACCACUGGAGGUGCUUCCUGGCUCAGUGCUGCACAGUUGGCAGCACUGCCGUUAAGAGUCUCCACGCUCUGCAUGGGGACGCUGAAUUUUCCUUGUGGACAUGCAUUGAUUCAGUGCAUCUCUAUGAGGAGGUGCUGAUUGGCCAACGCUGCAUUUGGUUCCGCCCCUUGCCGAUUUUUAGACAAUCUAGUCCUUUCCCCGUGGGAAAUCAUUAAAUUGGCUAAAAACUGGCAAUUCUGAUGUCACUGGGUGGGCAGGGCCAGCGCCGGCAGACACGCGAGGCUCUGGAAAUGACGCAAGUUUUAUUAACUUUUAAGGGGGGCAAGACACCUAAAUGGUGGGUUUAGCAUUAUAGGGUCAGGAAUACAUGUUUGUGUUCCUUUAAAGACUAGCAGAGUAAAAAAAAAUGCAAAAUUAUUUACACUGUGGUUCUCAUUUAAUAAUAUUUGGUGCGUUUAAAAAUUUUUUUUAAUUGUAACACAUCGGGUCAAAGGGGAAAUUACUUCCAUUUUCAGUCAUAUGGGCUGAAACGGGUUUAUACCAUUUGGGAAUUGUAUAGGUACUAAGAAAAAAACAAAACCUUUUCAUCUGCCCAAGUCAUAAGUUUUUGAACAUGCCUUUGGGGGGGAAAAAAAGGGUAUCUGUUUGUUACAGAAGUUUAUCGCUGAUGUAUCAUGAACCUUGCUCAUAUAAAGCAAGAUGUGACUUGCCUAGGGUAAUCAGUAGAAGAGUGGAUGGGUCAGAAAUGUCUCUCAUGGGGGAUUAACCCAUUGCACUGCCCAUCUGGCACAAAUCUUUAAAAUUGUUGUGAUAUGGUAAAUUGUGCCAGCCAGGUUUUCUCGUGUUUGGGGUACUAUCCGAUUGGUGUUGGAGAGGCUAUGGUAGUAGAGAAAACUAUGCACAUGUAUGGUGGAAAUUCCCCUAACUAGAAGCCCUCUGAAAUUGUGUCUAGGCUUGUUUCCACCAUAACUGGAGCCUUAAUUUGGGUUUGGCCCAACUCCAUAUAUUUCCCCCUAUAAAAAUGCUAUUGAGUUACCGCUUUCUAGCAGCAAGAAAAAUUUAGUCCAUCUCUGACGAACUACCUCUGCCCUCUCCCUAGUCCAUAUCAUAAGCUGUGGGAACAAGUGUCUCACAACAGGAACAAUUACUUGAUUUGCUUUGGGAUUCUGGAGAUUCUAUGUUGCGACCUAUGGCUGAGAUUCUACUUCCCCGUUUCUUGCCUUAGACAUCCAUCUAGUGUGCUAGCACUACAACUGUUCUUUGUAUUCUUUUUCUUGUGUUCAGUCUUCAUUCCUUGUGGUGGUUAUUAAGGGCUGAAGAGAAAACGAAUAACUGUCGAAAUGGCUUGACAAUCGGUUGUAAUAGCAUAUGUGCCAUUAUGCUUAUUUUUUUUUUUUUUGCAUAGCUGUGAAACAAACGGAUUUAUUGCUUUGUUAUGGCACUCUCACAAUAUUUGUAUUGGGAGCCUGUACAUUGAUGCUAAAAUUUGCAAUCGGGAAGAAAAAAAAAGUAAAUACAUUUUUAAUUUGAAACAUGAAUGUUUCAUUUAAUUGAGAUCAUUGGGUGAUACCAUCUAACUAAACUGCUACUAUAGCAUAGCCAUGAAUGUGGAAGGACCAUCAUAGAGAUAUUUAUUAGCAACAUGAAGGAAGUAUUUAUUUUCCUCUUCAGAUUUAUGACAAAACCUUUUUUAUAUUGGUUUUUCAGAUUGUUUCCUGAAGGAUAUUGAAAUAAUCGAUCUUCAAAAUGUAGACUUGUAUUUGCGUUUACAAGCUGCCUUAUGUAAAGUAAUUCAUAUAAACGCUGUUCUUUUCCUUUUCACAUAUAUAUUUUAUUUAUAUAUUUAUAUAUAUAUAUAUAUGUGUAUAUGUAUAUAUGUAUAUAUAUAUGUGUAUAUGUAUAUAUGUAUAUAUAUGUGUGUGUAUAUAUAUAUAUAUAUAUAUAUAUAUAUAUAUAUAUAUAUAUAUAUAUAUAUAUAUAUGUAUGUGUGUUUUUUUUACAACUGUAUUUUUAUUUCUUUUUUUAUUUUAUUUUUUCUUCUAAUGGGGGAUCGGAGAAAUCAUUGGAAUUUUGUACCACAAUAAGGCAAGAAAACUACUUGUCUCCAAAGAAUCAAUUUCUAAAUCUGCACAGUGUUACUUUUUAAUGGAGGCUGUGUCAUUGAAGGAUAAUUUUAGUAUACCAGACUCUUAUCAAUGUUUAUAGUACCUAAGAGUUUUUCAUGAAGAUUGAUGCCUCAGUGGAUGCACUUGUCUGACAUCCCUGAUCUCUAUGGAAAAAAAUAAAAAAAGAUUUUGUUAGCCCCUGGAGGUGCUAAGGCUGCAGUGGCUGAAGCCCAUAAUGUUUGCUUAUGACUGCUUAAAGGAAAGCUGACACACGUUUAGAAAAACACACAUUUAUGUCUUUGUCACCUGUUUUGGGCAUUACAGGGUCUUUGGUUCAGCAAUAUUUGUUUGCACAAGUACUGGAUUAUAAAGUAAAGCAUUGCAUUUCUUGGCAUGGUUAGCAAGUUAAUACUUUAAUCACACUGAAAUCACCAACCUAAAUUUAAAGUCUUUACUGCAUAGACCAGCCACUGCUGGUACUUAGAAGACCAUCUUCCUUUUGCAUGUGAGAGUCUCCACUGAGUGACAGUCUGAGUUGUGCAUGCAUUCUGGUCAUUUUGCUUAAACUAUUGUGACAAUUCACUGUAAACCUGAGAUGGGGAAUGUAGUGAAUUGGAAGCAUUCUUUUGUUACCCAUUUCAGAAGGCUUUUGUGAGGUUAUAGUGGAAGGUUUAGUAACUCUGGAGAUGGAUCAGCAGGAUAGGCAUUGUAACCAAUUCAAUUAGAUGAAAUGGUUAUAGUGCCUAUAGUUAAUGCUGUACUUUAGUUGCCGUCAUCUCAGACAUGACCAUUCCAUUUUGUGUUUACUGCUCAGUGGUCGUUUUUAGGCACACCAUUGUUGCAUUUAUCCAGGAUUAGAAGCACCUUUACUUUUUUUAUGAAUUGCAAAUUUAUAACUGAUUAAUACUGUAUCUUGCUCAGUUGAGUAUUUUAACUGUUCAUUGAAAUCUAUUGUCAUAUACUUUAUGCUCUGUAUGCCACAUAUAUGAUGAUCUUACUACAAGUACCUAACCUAUUUGUUCUAAAUUUUUAGGUGGGCAGGUCUUACCUGUUGGCAAUGAAAAAUGCACUCAUCUGGUAGUUGAAGAAAGCUCUGUGAAAGAGUUACCUUUUGAGCCUCCUAAAAAGCUAUAUGUCGUAAAACAAGAGGUAAACCUACAAACUGCAUCUUCAAUUUGUCUUUCUUCACACAAAUUGCAAAUGUACUAAUAAUCCUAUUUUCAUUUUUUAAUAGUGGUUUUGGGGAAGUAUACAGAUGGAUGCCAGAGCAGGAGAAACAAUGUACCUCUUUGAAAAGGUAUGUCGUGGUGUGUUUUUAAUUUAAUUUUAUUUUUUUACCUUUUUGUUAUACUUUUUCUGAAUAUGGCUUUCCUUUCAGCCUGACAGCCCAGCUCUUAAAAAGUCUGUGUCCCUACUUUCGUUGAACACCCCAAACAGCAAUCGAAAGAAACGCCGCUUAAAGGAUACUUUAGCACACAUAACAAGAGAUACUGAUAUAUCGCCAUUUCCACCUCGCAAACGUCCUUCAGGUGACCAUUCAUUGUCUAUAGGAUCACUGCUUGAUAUCUCAAACACACCAGAUUCGGCAAAGUCCUACUCAGGUAACUUGGCUUCUGUUAAGUGUGUAUGUGUGUGGAUGGGGGGGUCUUUUUGGGUUUUUCUGAUUUUUAUUAACGUAAUUAGGCUUUGGGGAUGUGUGAUUUUAUUUAAAAAAAAAAAAAAAGUCAUGGUUAGAAAAGUGAUGCAAAGUCUUUAAUAUAAUGUAAUUAAUCUCUACAUUAGAAGGAAAAGCACAAAAUAGAACAUAUAUAUAAAAAAAAUUUUUCACCACAAUGCUGAUAAUUCAAAUCCAUAUAAUCUAAAACAGAGCUCUGAUAUGUCAGAGUACAUGCUUGUUAUGGGACUCUGAAAGGAUAUGUUAUUUGUUGACAAUAAUCAGAUCCUUGCGUUUUUGGGCUAUGCUUUGUGUGCAGGCCUGUAGCAAAAUUAUAUUUGGAAUUGCCCAAUUACAAGCAGCAGCACUCCACACAAAAUCCAUUAGACACUUGAUAUGAUUUCACUAUAUAUUCAUAUUUGUAUUUAUCAUUUGCAUAGAAGGCAGUCUAUUUGAUUCUAUUAACCUCUUCCUUUGUCGUUGAUUUUACCAAGCUUUUGUUUUUUUGUGUGGACUUUUAAUUUGUAUUUAUAUUAUAUAUUUUUUUUUUCUAUCUUAUUUGCCUCAGGAGCAAUUGCCUUCAAGUUUUAAGUUUAAUGAUUCUGAAAAUUAAAUAGAGUAUAGGGUAUUGAUUCCUAGAAACAAAGUUGCAACAUUUUGCCUGGCAUUAUAGAAAGUCAUAUGAUUUUUAAAUAUGCCACAAACUACAUGUAGCCUUGCUGUAAAUACUUGUGGUACCAUUCGAUGGAGAAAUGCACUACAUAGCUAAAAUAUCAAGUUGGCUCGCUGGGGUGUUACUUGGUGGGGAAAAAGACAAAGGGCUUCAGUCCAAGGGUAUAUGUUAUGCCCCCUGCAACAUAUAUUAACCUUUUUGUAAUUCCCAAAAUCUAAAUCAUGUUUUAUGAAUUACUUUGACACCAAAAUCUUUGUGUGUAUAUAUGUGUGUAUGCUUAUUAACUCCACAGCUGCUAUUUUAACCCGCAGCCUUCGCUCCAAGAUUCUCCAUUAAGCCUGCAUCCACAGCAAUCCUGCCACACUUUGCUGUAUAAUCAACUCCACAGACAGUGCAAUAAAGUGGCACUUUAGCAAAUUAUGCAACUGGAGGUUAUAUUUAUUAUAGUCUGUGGGACAGAAUCUGUUCUCUCUAUAGAGUCUGUAAUAUUAUAGACUGUGGGACAGAAUCUCCACAAAAAUUGAGUCACUGCUAAGUGUUUGAGUGUCAUUUAGUUCCAGACCAGUAGUUUGCCCUCCUUGCAAAGCUCACAGCAAGUGCAGACCACUUUAAGCACUCCUGAUUCUGGUGCUCCCUAAAUAACUUGAAGUACAGCCACCGGGUUCCCCAGUUUGACUCGAACUCAUCACUUUGCAAUUGGACUGCAAGGAGCGAUUAGUGUUCUGCACCCACUAGAGGCGCAACCAUGUGCGCCUCUACUGGACCUUCAGGAAAGUAAGCUGAAUAGGGGCUAAAUAGAGAGCAUCUCUACAGAUAUAUAUAAUGCAGAGCUUGAAUAGACCACUUAUCCACACAUUACGAACAGUCAACCUGCGCUACACCACACUCAUUAUACACAGCCAGCUUAAACACAUGAUUUGAGUGUGCAUAGAGAUGAGACACUGUCAUGGACUCUAAGCAGGAAGCCACAUUCUAUUAAAUUGAAAUAAUUGUGUUUUUGGUGAAGUAAAUUCUCAUGAAAAUUAGAUUGGGUUACUGCUUUAGAUGUGUUAACUUUCAUACCUCCUGUCAUGUUUAGUAGUGAGGCACAAAUAAGGUUCUUAUUUCAGUUGUAACAAGAGUUUGUAUAUUUAUAGAAGACUUUUUUUCUUCUUUCUUUUUUUUUUUCUUAAACAAAAUUUUAUAAAGUGAUGUUAUGCCAAUGUAAUUGUCAAAGCAUUUAUUUGAACAUUUAGAACUUGCUUUUCAGACACUCCAAAGACUGGUGCAAAAUCAUCUAAGUUUCACACCCCUGCUCCUCAAAAACAGUCAGCAAGGUGGCAGGUUGCUAUGGAAUUAUAUCAGACUGAGAGCAAUUAUGUUGACAUUCUCACUACAAUAGUACAGGUAAAAUGUUUAGUAUUAAAAAUAAAUGUCAUAUAGCAGUGUAAAACUCAGAUUUUAAGUGUUUGCCAUAAAUAAUAUUGCUAACAAUGAGAACUUUUUAAUCAAUUUUGAUUUUUGUUGAUUUUUGAGAUUAAUAUAUUAAAGUCAAUCUUCAAUAGAAAAGAGAACCUUAUUAACUCUACAAUAUAUUUUCAGCUUUUUCAAAUUCCAUUAGAAAAAGAAGGGCAAGUUGGAGGGCCAAUCCUUGCUCAAGAAGAAAUCAAGACUAUAUUUGGUAGUAUACCAGAUAUUCUUGAUGUGCACACUAAAAUGAAGGUACUUCCUCCUCUUCUCACCUCCCCCCUCCAAUUUGUAUGUUUUGUUUUUUGUUUGGUCAUGAUUUUUUUUUUUAAUACAUAUUGGGGGAUUGGGAUGGUAAUUACUUUUGAUGGUUUUUUCAGAGUGACUUGGAAAAACUAAUGAUGGAGUGGACAGAAAGCAAAAGUAUUGGUGAUGUCAUUCUUGCCUAUGUGAGUAGUUUUUCUUAUUUAUUUUUUUUUCUUCAACAAUGUUUCUCCAAUCUAAAAGAACAGACAAACUAAGAGGCCAGUUUUUAAUGCAAGGAUGAUCUGUAGAUGACUGCUCAUUAUGUACAGAGCCAUACAAUAGGCGUCAUCAAAAAUGCAUCUUGCUCUAAAAUACUAUGUUUUUAAAAAUUGUGUAACUUGGAGACUGACACAUAAAUAUAGAAUAUCUUUCAUAAAUUCAGAUUGAAAUAUAAUUUUAUUGAAAUUAAUGCAUUUAGAAGUUAGACAUGAACACAGGGCUUACAAUAUGAAUGCCUGCUCAAGUAGUAGCCUACUCGGAAAAUGAGAAACUCUACGUGCCAGGGCUAAAUUUUCUCUCUAGUGGCAUAUUAUGAUGCAAUUCCAAAAUGACUACUAUUGCUUUCAAAAACUGUGUUCCUGACCCUAUAGUGCUCCUUUAAACUGACAAACAUGUAUUCCUGACCCUAUAGUGUUAAAACCACUAUCUAGCCCCCUUGGCCCCCUUUGCCUCUCUAAAGAUAGUAAAAUCUUACUUGUAUUCAAGUAUGAAGCUGCUGCCUCUGCCUGUGAAUAUCAUCAGAAGUGGUGGCCUGAUCCAAUCACAAUGCUUCCCCAUAGGAUUGGCUGAGACUGACAAGGAGGCAGAUCAGGGGCAGAGCCAGCACAAUUAAAACAGCCCUGGCCAAACAGCAUCUCCUCAGAUGAAUUGAAUCAAUGAAUCUCCUAUGAGGAAAGUUCAUUGUCUGCAUGCAGAGGGAGGAGACACUGAAUGUUUGGCUGCAUAUUAGGCAGCCAUGGCCCAGGAAGGAUCUCUAACAGCCAUCUGAGGUGUGGCUGGUGAAGUUAUCACUAGGCUGUAAUGUAAACCGAUCAUUUUCUCUGUAAAGACAGUGUUUACAGCAAAAAGCCUGAAGGUAAUGAUUCUACUCACCAGAACAAAUUCAAUAAGCUGUAGUUCUGGUGACUAUAGUGUCCUUUUAAGCAGCAUGUACAUCUAAACCGUUUUAUUUAGGUGUAUAUGUCUGGCCAUAUUAUAAUUUUUUUUAACUGUAAUUUCUGUGACCGUUCCACUUUAACAUCAAAUAAAGCUUUGUAUUUUUCAGUCAGUGUUAUCACAUUUAUUAAUACGAACUGGUGUUCUCCAAAAUAUUAAUACAAUAAUGUAUUGUAUGCUUCAUAGAUCGAACUAGUAACCAUUGUAAUUCCACUAGUAAACUGUUUGGGGUCCACUAAUCCAUCCCUCAUCUAAAACCAAGAAACUAGAAUUUUAUAUAAAGCUAUGUAAAACUAUGAGCAGGAAGAAAAUCCUUGGUGCAUUAAAAGCCCAGGUAAUUGAUCACACAUUCUUUGGGAACUUGCUAAAUUUAAAUGUGGCAUUUUUAUAUGAAGUCCUUGAUCAUAAAGGUUAGGUGCUGGUAUUUGGUGAGUCUCUAGUGUAGUUAUUUUGUUUUUGCCAACAGAAGUCUGCAUUCAGUUUAUAUUUGUAAAUAAAAAAUAACUUUUUCAUAUUUCUAAAUAUUUGAAAGUGUUCUUUUUUUUUUCUCUUUACUCUCUUUAAAAGAAGUAACACAUACUGUCAUGUUUGAUCUUAAACAAUCUGUCUUUUCAGUCUAAAGACCUGGUGAAAACAUACCCACCUUUUGUAAACUUUUUUGAAAUGAGUAAGGAGACCAUCAUACAGUGUGAAAAACAGAAGCCAAGAUUUCAUGCUUUUCUUAAGGUAUGCCAUUGAUACAUUUUGUUAUAAAGUAGCCAUUUGGCUAUUAAUGGUCAGGGGCUUUAAUGCACUACUAUUUAAAGGGGAGUUUGAACCAAAAGCGAUGGUUUUAAUAAAACUUUUUUUUUUAUUAUUGGAGUGACUUAUGCUGACACAAGCUCCCCUGUUCCAGGCUGCUAAUAACGAUGCCCGUAGUAACUCUGCAUACAGAUGCAAAACAUGACCACAAUCAAAUGUUUUCUAGUGCAUAAUAGGAAUGCAGGCAUUUGUAACUUUUCUAGUUUGCCACACAUCACCAGCGCCAGUUUCUGCAUUCAGGACUUAAAUGCUGUACUCCAUCAGAUUAAAAUUGUCCUUUAUUCAAAAAUAAUUAAUUUGAAGACCUGAUCUGAGCAAUUGCCAUGUGUGGUACGAAACUCAUUAGUGUUUGUGGCCGCUCCUCGCACAUUAUGCCCAAAUAUCUAAGUUUGCUUUUCAAUAAAGUACUGAUUUUAAUCAGGUGAUGGGAUGCAGCAUUUAAAGGGUUGCUUCAACCACCAUGACCACUUCAGUGAUUUGAAGUGGAUAUUGUGGUAGUAUGUAUGUGCAGUGUUUCUGCUUGAUACACUGCACAUAUGGAGUUACUCAUUUAUUUUUUCAUUUUUUUUUUUUUUUAACUUUAUUUUUGUUGUGCAAAAGUUAACACAUGAGCUUGUGCUGUCAGAACUGCCUUAGCAAACUUAGCAAUAACACAGUACAAAACAUUGUCAUGGCACUCAGAGAAAACACACAAUUUUUAGGAUUAAGAUUAAAUUACACGGUGCAUGUAGCAGAAAUGUGAGAGAUAAGAUGAGAAAACAUAGAAAGCACAUAUCUGCACACUCAAACAUUUUAACUUUACCACUGGUUGUUGAAAUACAUAGACCAGAUACUCCAGGCUGUUGAUUUGGCUGGGGGAUAAGAUUAAAACAAAGCAAAUAGACUAAAUGUGAACAGUACAUCUAACAACUGGCAUGGUGAAUAAGUAAGCCCCAACUCAAGGCCCAAGGUGAGGGCUCUGGAAUAUGUACAGGAGGGACUGUCAGCCUAUGCCUAAAUUGGGCAUCAUUGUAAUAUACUUGCUGUGUCCAUUAUCAAUAUUGCAGCCCAUAUAAGCAUCCCCUCAUGGCACCUUUUUGUUCGCUAGCCAAUCUGUGUGUCUUGAUCCUAAGGGUAUCCAGUGCCACAGACCCGCUUUUCCGUGCCCUCAUGUUCUGCUCUCGAGGCAUGUUUAGCCGGACGUCGUCUCGCAGAGGCGUCAACGAGGUGCACUCACCCGGUUAGAGAUCGCCCACUUCUCCAGUCACCGGACGCACCAGGCUGCAGAGCCAGAGCAACACAAUUCUGACGGUCGGUCUGCAGCUUUGUGUCACUGUUUGUGUCGCUUUUAAGCAAUUUUGCCUUAAUUAGUGGUUUAGAAGGCCAGAGCUGUGAUAAACCACGUCUGGACAUCUUGAGUGUAAGGCCCCGCCUCCUCAUAUUGAGUUAUUUUUAAUUGUGUGAUGGGGGCUAGUUGAACCCUGAACACAUCACAUCAGACGGAGGCGUGUAAGUCGGCGCCAGAAGCUUAAUCUGCCACUGGGUGUCAGGUAAGUAAAACUUUAUUAUACCACUUAUUCUGCAAACUGAUGGGGGACUAUAUUAAUAGUGCCCAUUAAGGGUUCAUUACAUUUUUAAUUUUUUUUUCUUCUUGAAUAGCUUCUCUUAUUGCACAUUUUUUUUUUUUUUACUUAGACAUUCUUCUACCCUCUUAAUUGCUUGCUAGAGAAAGCUUGAUUAGGGAUUUAUAAACAAAGUGAUUAACUUUAACCAGAAAACUGGGAUAAAGGUUAGAUUUUACUAUAUUUCGGGUGAUAAUGGGGAAGGGGGCUAAAUGGUGUUCUUAACACUAUAGGAUCAGGAAUACAUGUUUAUGUUCCUAACCCUAUAGUGUUGCUUUAAGAUUUAUUUAUUUUAUUUUGCACUAGUGGUGUUUUAGGCAAUGUGACUGCUGCAAGUUGCGGAGUAAAGUGGCUACCAAAUUUUGGUUGAUUAGUUGGAUAAUACCCAUAUCACCUGUGUCUGAGUACAAUAUGGAAAUUGAUAUUUUGUUCAGUUUUAACAUUUUAUUUAGGUUUACAAUUAAAAUGUUAGACGGUGUGAAUCUAUAUAUGUUUUUCUUUUCUUUUUAGAUUAAUCAGGCCAAGCAAGAAUGUGGACGACAAACUUUAGUCGAGCUAUUAAUUCGACCUGUUCAAAGGUUGCCAAGCGUUGCUCUUCUUCUCACUGGUAACUUAGCAUUUUCCAGUCAUAUUAUAUUAAUGUAAAAAUAAAUCUGUACAACUGAUAUGUAAUGGUGCAUGGUACAAGGGAAGAUUAACUUUGUUUUAAUUAUAACUUUUGUAGACCUAAAAAAGCAUACAUCUGAUGAUAACCCAGAUAAGAUUAUGCUGGAGAAAGCUAUUGACUCGUUAAGAGAAGUCAUGACGUAAGUAACCAUUUUAAGUAACCAUAUGUCUAGAAGACACUUUUUUUUUUUUUUUUUUUUUUUAAACCCCUUAAGGACCAAACUUCUGGAAUAAAAGGGAAUCAUGACAUGUCACACAUGUCAUGUGUCCUUAAGGGGUUAAAUACAUUUCACAUUUUAAGAUAUGAAACAUGGAAACAUUUCAGGGAUUCUUACAUUCUUUUAUCCGAGGUCCAAGUGAGAUGAUUUUUGUUUGAAGCAGUCGUCAAGCAUAUUGGCCUUCUCAAAUGAGGACUAUGAAUAGCCUCCUAAUGGCAAUUUUGUCGUCAUUAGGCCCAUUAUAAGCUGAAGAUUAACGUGGAAAACAAGGAUUGACAUCUCCUAUUUUUAAAUAUUAGUGAGAUUAAUGCCUUCUGUCUGUGUAGCACUUUCAUGACAAGUCCCCACUUGUCCUUAUGUAUAACUUUGAAAUAAAGCAUUUUUAUUCAUAAAGAGGGGUGCAACUUAAAGGACCACUAUAGUGCCAGGAAAACAUACUCGUUUUCCUGGCACUAUAGUGCCCUGAGGGUGCCCCCACCCUCAGGGUCCCCCUGCCUCCCGGCUCUGGGGGAAAGGGGUAAAAACUUACCUUUUUCCAGCGCCGGGCGGGGAGCUCCCCUCCUCCGAUCCUCCUCCUGGGCUGAAUGCGCACGCGCGGCAAGAGCUGCGCGCGCAUUCAGCCCGUCGCAUAGGAAAGCAUUUACAAUGCUUUCCUAUGGACGCUUGCGUGCUCUCACUGUGAAAAUCACAGUGAGAAGCACGCAAGCGCCUCUAGUGGCUGCCAAUGAGACAGCCACUAGAGGCUUUGGGGGAAGGCUUAACCCAUUCAUAAACAUAGCAGUUUCUCUGAAACUGCUAUGUUUAUAAAAAAAAUGGGUUAACCCUAGAAGGACCUGGCACCCAGACCACUUCAUUAAGCUGAAGUGGUCUGGGUGCCUAGAGUGGUCCUUUAAGUUGGAUUUGGGACAUGCUAACAUUCAUUGAAAAGAAAAAGAGCUGCUUUAAGUUUGCUAUAUUUAACUAUAUGAUGUAUACUUGACUAGCUGCCUUAUGUGAAGUAUAUGGCUUGCAUGCUGACUUAAUGCAUUUUUAUUUAUCUUAAAGAAUAAUGCCUUUUGUACUGCAUGUUGGACUUUUUGCCUAAUUUGUCACUUAAUGUGUGUGUAUUAGAUCCUUGCCUAUUUAACCCCUUAAGGACACAUGACGUGUGACAUGUCAUGAUUCCAUUUUAUUCCAGAAGUUUGGUCCUUAAGGGGUUAAAUGAAAUGAUUCCACCGAUCAUAGCCUCUCUGAAAUGUUGUUUUUCUCCCUGUAUACUGGAUUUAAAUUGCAUGUACACUUAAAUUGCUAUACUACAUAUGUCUCGUACCAUUUUCAAUACUCUUAGUGCAAGCAAUAGUUGCAGAAUGAACAAAUUACAUAAACUUGUAGUCUAAUCUAUGCAACCAUUAAAAAUAAAUUAUUCUAUAUGAGCAAUAUUUUGUUCUUACUGCAAUCUAUUGUUUUGCUGCUCUUUCUCCUUUUAUUAUGGAGUGGGAUCAACUAUUUUGCCGUUAUGAAAGAGGAUAAAUUGUUAAAUGUCCAAUUUAGAACAUAUUUAAUUUCUAACCUACAGUCAUAUUAAUGAAGAUAAAAGGAAAACUGAGGGACAGAGGCAAAUUUUUGAAGUGGUUUAUGAGGUGGAUGGCUGUCCAGUAAGUAUUUCAUAUCGGUCACAUCUAUAUCUUGUUACAUAUAUGAUAUGGUUUCAAGUCUAAAUGGUAGUUUAAUUGUUGUAAAGCGGCUCUGUCACUUUCCAGGGUUUUAGCUAUUUUUGCAGUGACUGUUUUGCUUGGUGUCCACUGGUGUAAGUGAAGCUGAAUUUUACUCAUAUGAACGUGUCCCUUGCAGCUGCCGCCAUGUUCUCUUUAGUUCCUGGCACUUCAUCUGCCAGGAGCCCGGGGCAGGAGUGGUCCAUCCCUGGUGACCUAUGGUAUGGGGGUUAAACACCUGGCAGCAGACUAGUAGGAGAUGGACACAGUAUACCCUGCAAAAAUACGACUUAUCUGUGUUCAUUUACUAAUCUCAAACUGAUUUAAAUGCAAUUUAGAGGAAACUGAACUAAUGAAAGAGAGCCUUAGCUGCUCUGUAGUGGUCAAGGUAGAAUUUAAGUUAAUUUGUGCUAUUUAGCAAGUGAACAGGGAGUCCAUCGGACCCAGUCGACACGUUGUGGGGUGACUGGGGGAGAUCAGUAAAACAGGCGUCACUUAUAAAGUAUAGUUACUUUCGAUAAUCAGUCUAUAUUUGUAGAUAGUAGUCACUCUGGUGUAUUUAAAAUGUUUACACUUUUCAUUUAAUCUAUUACGAACAUUGCCCAUAUCUGCUGGUUGUCUGCUGAUGUUACUUGUUCUGUGCAUUUUUUCCAAAUGUGUUUUAUUUAAUUUUUUUAAACCAGCUUCACCAUUUCACCAUUUUCAAACCCUUAAUGAAAAUUCGUAUUAAAAAACAGCCACUUCUAUAAUGAGGUAUUGACACUUAUUUAAGUGGUAAUUCAUUUAAACUUAACCUGCAUUUGCGUUAUUUCUUUAAACUGUUUUAUGGAAAUGUUUUCUGAUAAUGUUCUCACUUUAAAGAAUAGUAUAGCUAUUAGACUUAAUUUACACCCACCUACUCCCCCCAUCCCUCCCCCCCCACACACCCACUGUUAAUAUUUUUAUGAUAGCUGAUAGCCAAGGACAAAUGGGAGAGAUCUGAGCUUAUGCCUUUAAACACAGCUCAGCUUAAAAUAUUACUUAACUAUUUUCCCAUAUAUCUCCCUUAAACUGAUUUGAAACACAAAAAAGGAGUGCACAUUUUGAUAUCUAGUGCUGCUAAAAACGAUGUAGUUGAAUCUUGUAUACUUUAUGUAUAGACAUUCAUUCUGCUUAUCUAUUUACUAGAUCUAAUCCGUUUUAAUUUGUGGAAAUGCAAUUGAAUUCUGGUGCCAUUUAACAUCCUAUAUUAUAGGCAAAUCUGUUAUCCUCUCAUCGCAUGCUAGUACAGAGAGUGGAAACCAUUGCUCUUGGUGAUGAACUUUGUGACCGCGGAGAACAAGUUACUCUUUUCCUAUUUAAUGACUGUCUUGAGGUAAGGCUCUAUUCAAUUUAAUAUAUGAACAUGUUUGGCAAUCGUGGGUUACUAUGAGUUUAAAUGUAAAACAAGCUAGGUCCUUGACCUAGAUCAGAUUGCAUGUAGUUGGAUUGAUCUCCUUGGUUUCACCUUCAAGGUAUUCUUUAGUAAACUGUGUUGCUAAAUGUAAACAAACCGUUGUGCUUCCUGAAAACAAAUUAUAGUAAGGUUCUGUUUUUAUGGUCAUAGCUUGUGAAAACAUUAGUUUGAAAGGAAAACUGAAAACCACAAUACCCAUUUUGUCUAAAUAAAAGGAAAACUCAUCUCAAUGAAGUGGUCUGGGAGCCAUGUGUCCCACUCCCUCCCUUUAACCCUUCAAUUGAAAACAUUGCUGUUAUGCAUUGUUAAACUGCCUCUGGCGGCUGUCAGUAUUUUAAAAUAGUAGUGUAAAACUCUGCCACCUGGUAACUGGAUAUCAUCUGAUUGACAUGACAUUUUGUGGAGCAUAUGCACUAGCCUCUCAAUGCUUUCCUGUGGGCCAAAUUGCUGAUUUGAGCAAAAUAGGUGGAGCGACAGAGGAGACCGGUGAAGGUGGGGGAAAAAAAGUACCGUAUUUUUCGCUCCAUAAGACGCACCUAGUUUUUAGAGGAGGAAACCCAGAAAAAAAAAAUACUCUGAACAAACUGUCCCAUAGUAUUUCUUAACACCCCCCCGUCCCAUAGUGUUCCUUACCACCCACUCCCCUCCCCUGUCCCAUAGGGAUUUUUAACCCCCCCUCCCCUGUCCCAUAGUGUUUAACCCCCUCCCCUCGUCCCAUAGUGUUUUCCCCCUCCCCUCGUCCCAUAGUGUUUUCCCCCUCCCCUCGUCCCAUAGUGUUUUCCCCCUCCCCUCGUCCCCAUGGUUUGACCCCUCCCCUGCAGUCCCAGGUGUUCCCCCCUCCUGGGUCCCAUAGUGUUUCCCCCUCCCUCGUCCAUGGUGAACCCCCCCUUCCUGAUCCAUAGUGUUUCCCCCCUCCUGGAUCCCAUGAGUGUUUCCCCCCCUCCCUCGUCCCAUAGGUGUUUCCCCCCUCCUCGUCCCAUGGUGUUUCCCCACUCCUAAGUCCCAUGGUGUUUCCCCCCUCCUGGAGUCCCAUGAGUGAACCCCCCCCUCCUGUUCCAUGGUGUUUCCCCCUCCCCUGGGUCCCAUGGUGUUUCCCCCCCUCCUGGAGUCCCAUGGUGUUUCCCCCCUCCUCGUCCCAUAGUGUUCCCCUCCUGGUCCAUAGUGUUUCCCCCCCUCCUCGUCCACAUAGUGUUUCCCUCCUAGUCCCAUAGUGUUUCCCCUCCCUCGUCCCAUGGUGUUUCCCUCCUGGGUCCAUGGUGUUUCCCCUCCCUCGUCCCGCUGGUGUUCCCCCCCCUCCUGGAUCCCAUGGUGUUCCCCCUCCUGGGUCCCAUGGUGUUUCCCCCCCUCCUGGGUCCAUGGUGUUUCCCCCCACUCCUGGUCCAUGUGUUUCCCCCACUCCCGUCCCAUGUGUGUUUCCCCCCCCUCCCUCGUCCCAUGUUGUGUUUCCCCCUCCCUGGGCCAUGUGUGUUUCCCCUGGGUCCCAUAUUGUGUUUCCCCUCCUGGUGUAUUUGGCAGGUUCCCCCCUCCCACCUCGUCCCAUAUUGUGGGUUCCCCCUCCCCUAGUCCCAUUGGGUCCCCCCCUCUCCGGAGUGCGCACUUCCUUUCGUUCCGGACGGAAACUGAAAUUUAAGUUCUUGUACUGCGGUGCACGCUUUUCUGCCAGCCCACACUACAACACAGGUAAGUAAAGCUUCACAUUCGCUCCAUAAGACAGACAUUUCCCCUCAGUUUUGAGGGGGAAAAAGUGCAUCUUAUGGAGCGAAAAAUACAGUAAGUAACCAUUUAAUGUUAAAACCCUGGCAGUGCUGGCCUUGUCAUCUAAGGAUGACCAGGGCACAAUAGCUUUGGUAAUACAAAUAUGUAUUCCUAAUGCUAUAGUGUUCCUUUAAUUAACAUUGUCUUAUGUCAAUGCAUCUUCAUUUAAGUAUUAUACAAUCUUCUAGACCAAGGGUGUUGAAUUGUAACCCAAGAAGCCUCUGUUGAACUGGACGGCCCAUACAUCUUUACUAGCGCUUCUAUUUCCUGUUCUUGGUUAAUAUACAAAUCUGACUGAAACUGCUGUAUUUCCCCAUACUCUGCCUAGGUCAGUGUGUCUAGUAUUGCUGCACAUUUCUCUCUUCCUAAGACUCUGCAACCAAACACACUUUGUAGGUACACAUCUUUCAUUUAACUUGUGUUCCGUGUUACUUUUCCAUUUUUAAGUUUUUAGACAAGGCUGUGAAAGCAAUCUGUAUAAUGAAGUUUAAAACCACCUACAACUCCCUUCUAGUGCUUAUAUGCAUUGGGCUCACUGGAGUUGAGUCUGCCCCAAUAUGGACAUCCUAUCGAUAUUCCUAGAUUUGAAGAAUGCUUUCUAUAUUACUACAACUGGAUUUUCUUUCUAUAUUAACAAGGCGAUAAGAAUGAAAGCUAUUUUAUCAAAAUAUCAAAAUUUACAGUUUUUUUUCCUCGAGCCUAGGAUGUGGGUUGUGGGAACUAUUAAAAUAGAGAGAACCUUUGACAUCAGCAUGUUUCUUAUAAGUAUUGGUGACUACCCUUCCCUUUUCUCUCCUCUCAAAAAUAAACCAAAAAAUAAAGUUCACAGUACCAACUGAAGGACAGCCCAAAACUAUUAUAUAACCAUGAGACACAGUUCCUAAUAUCUUCCAUAUCCCCCUCCCAUACUAUUAAAAUUUUGUUAAGCAAGUGGUGAUAGGUCAGGUUUGGGGAUUGAAUAAAAUAAUUGUUUUUUUAAAUAUGUAGAAUUAUUUUAAUUUUUUUUAAUUUAUACAUUGUAAUAAAGGGAAUAUAUCUUUCUAGAUAUGUUUGUAUGCUGUUCAGAACAUCAUUUUAAAACUUUUUUAACCCCUUAAGGACACAUGACAUGUGACAUGUCAUGAUUCCCUUUUAUUCCAGAAGUUUGGUCCUUAAGGGGUUAAAUAAGCAGUUAUUUAAUGUUUUGUUUUAUUGUUUUAUGCAUGUUUAAUAGUUAUUCACUAAUGCUUAUUUUUGCAAUUGUGUAUACAUUUAAGAAAUAUAGUAAGCGCUCAACUCCGGUAGGUAAUCCCUUGUGUUAUAAACAUGCACUAUUUAAAGCAGGGUGAAAGAGUGGGUUAGAAUCCUUGUUACCAUAUGAAGAUUAUACUUACAAAUAGAAAAAAACCCACAGCUCACCAUUUCAUGCAAACAUAUUUAUUUAAUUAGAUACAAUAUAUCAUGUCAUAAGUAUACAAUCAAAAGUGCAAUAAAGAUAAAGUGCAAAGUAUCCACACCUUAAAGGACCACUAUAGUGUCAGGAAAACAUACUUUUUCCUGGCACUAUAUAAUCCUUAGGUCCCCCCACCCUCAGAGCCCCUGCUGGGCUGAAGGGGUUAAAACCCACUUACCUUUAUCCAGCGCUGGUGACCUCUCCUCUCCCUCCGACGUCUGCUCCAGAGUGGAGCCGAAUGCGCAUGCAUGGCCAGAAAUGCACGCGCAUUUAAACCACCCAUAGCAAAUGCAAUUUUCGCAUUGAGCGUCGGGGAAGAGCCUCUUGCAGCUGUCAGGAAGAAAGCCACUAGAAGCUGGAUUAACCCUGAAAUGCAGGGUUAAAGCCUGGGGGACCUGGCACCCAGAUCACUUCAUUGAGCUGAAGUGGUCUGGGUGACUAGUGGUCCUUUAAUCCACAUAAAGUGCAUUCUAAACUAUAUACUGACCUAGGGCUGGAGACAAAAAUAUCCCAACAUUACGGCCAUUCUCUGUUAUAAAGCUAUGCCAUGCUUAUGCUGUGCUCUUCCACUUCCCGCCCCAAUGUGAAGGUCGGAGGUGAUUUCUCUUACCUUUAUUCCCUUGCAGUGCCGGUCUCCGUGGCUGUCCCACCUCCUUGGUUUAUAUUACCAAGAUUAAUGAUCUCUGCCAAUCCAAUGCUUUCCUCUAGACAAGAAUUGAGGCUAGUGCCCAUUCUCAACAAAACACCAUGUUGUAGCAACCAGACUGUCUCAGAAUUCAGCCAUUUCUAUUAAAUGGUUUCAAAGCGGCAAUUUCAGAGGAAUCUCCUCUAGUACCGAUCAGGGACAGGCACUAGAGGCAUUUGAACACUGCAGUGUUUAAGCAGACUGGGACAUAGCACCCAGACCACUUAAUUUAAGUGAAGUGGUCAGGGUGCCUGAAGUGUUCCUUUAACUUUAUGGAUUUAUGAUAAAGUGCACAUUUUAUCAGUUAUUUUAAUGAGCUGGGUGGUGGACCGCCUAACACCCCAUCUGGGUGCCUCUGCUAAUCGCUGCUUCCUAGUGCUUACCGAGUACCACAAGCACUGCACCAGACCCCAUCAGCACCAUAGUUCUCCUUUCCAGCGUUACAUCUUGGCUGGGGUCUCGCCGUCCUCCACCCACCCUGGAGCCAAGACUAGGAUCCAGCUUACAGUGGGCAGACCUCUCCUAUUCCAGAGUGUGUAGCAGACUGCUCUUUCAAGAGCAAGUGAUUAUAACCUAGAGGAGUAUAGUGAUAUAACAAUCCCCAGGGUAGAUACAGCCGUUUCCCCCACACAUGAGCUCUAUGUUGAGGGUAAGCAGGAACUGAAUUUAAUGGUACCACACUUGGUCUUUUAUGACAAUACCCAUGCAAGGGACACUCCCCCCUGGACCUGAGAAUAAACCACAGCAGAAACAAAUACACGAUUACAUUGACUUUCAGAUCCAGGUCACUGUACCUGGGAGAUAAACGAGUCAAGUACUGUAUUAACUCCAUUAUCUCCAGACACACACAUUUUUAUUAAACCCCCAAAAUACCUUUAAAACAUACAAAACCCCCACAAAAGUUACAUCCACUGAUAGCCCCAAUCUGCAUGAACAACAUAUCCAAAAAUCACCUAGAUUGGUUCAGGAAUUUCCUGGAAGUCAUAGUUUUGGCCGACCGCAUGCAUGGUCCCAUGCCCAAAACAGUUCCAUAGAAUCGCGGCUAAGUGCCGAAAAUAGUUCCAGGGCAUGCAGUCCCCCUGAAGUCUAUUCAUGUGAAGGGAGGGAGCCAGGGAGCUAGCGUUCGGUUCUAUGGAAAGUGCUGAACCAGGUGGAAUAAAAUAUGGUCUUUAAAGUCAUUGACCUAGCCCAUAGUGUUUUGGCAGGAACCACAGACAAAAUUUGGGAUACGGCUGUAUAAUCUAUAGAGAGAACAUAUAAAGAAAAAACACAAUAGUGUAAUACAAUAUAUACAGUGAAUCUUGCGCUUUAAAUGAAUGCACUCACAAGAUGAUGAAAAAGAGCUUUCAUAAGGUGAACAAGCAGGCCCCUCCAAAAGCCCAUGGAGAGGUUCUGUUCACCACAAGCUGUAUUGUGGUUCUAUUAAAAUGGGUAAUUAGCCCCUGUCAGGGUUUUUCUUUUUUCUAUGUGUAAUAAGUUGUAAGCCUAUCUUAUAUAUUCGUGCUACCUUUUAAAGGCACACUAUAGGCACCCAGUUCACUUCAGCUAAUUGAAGUCGUCGGGGUGUACAGUCUCUAUAGCUUAGUGCUGCAGUGUUAAAAAUUUCAGUUCCAGGGAAUCUGCAAUGUUCAUAUUGCAGCACUAAGUCUGUCUCCAGAGACUGUCUUCCAGACAGCCACUGGCGGCGCUUCCUGCAUCCAAACGUCCAGCGGUAUCUGGCGCUGGAUGUCCUCACGCUAUGCAUGAGGAAAUCCAGCAUUGAUUCGAUGCUUUCCUUUGGGGAGGACCAAUGCGCGCGGCCCUGCAUGCGUGUUGGCGCCCACUCGUUACUGGACGGAGGAGGCAGCGGAGCUGCGACUCUGCUUCUAGGGACAUCAGCGCUUGGAUAAGGCAAGUAAAGAAACCCUUUUAAUAGUGUAACCGCUGGCGGUUCCCUUAUUUACCACUAUAAUGUCUUAAAGCAUAGAACUUAGUAGGGCUAACCAUACAGAUAUCUUAGCCAUAAUUUUAUAUAGUUAGUAAGAGAUCCUCUAUUUACCAUAUAUAAAUAAUUGAGAAUACAAUAUAAAAUAAGGAUUGUCUUGGAAGCAAGAUUGUCUUUUGGAUAUUUAUUAUAUAAAAAUAUAAAAUCCAUUAUAGCAGAGUUUAUAAGAUUUAAAUUACAUGCUUGCAAAUAUCAUUAAUCGGUUAACAUACCCUUCUGAACAUGUCAUCAUGUCAGCCUCUCUGUCAUUUUAAGAUGGAGCAGCGUCUGUCUCCAAGUCUCUCCUCUGUGUCUUAACAUUUAAAAGUACACCUAUUUAUACCUUAGGUGUCUCCAUUUAGGUUACUGUAGUUCAAAUAUGAAAAAGUAACACUUCUUUUACUUUAUUCAAUUUAGGUCCUCCCUUAAUUUGGCAAACAUACAAGGCCAUAACUAAAGGGUGUAUACGUCAUGGAAAUUUUCCUGACUUAGUUCAAGAUGGCAUCUUAAAGUCUGAAUAGGUUAUCUGUUGUUUAUACUAAGUCGUAAGUGUACAGUCGUGGGAGAUUCCCGGAUUUGGGGAAGUUCCAUUAACUUGGGGUUACCACAGUAUAUUGUGUACUGCAAGAGUCGUAGCAUAGCCUUGAAGCUUGUUUAUGCAUUAUUGUUAUUGUAAUUCGUCUGGGACAAAAUGGCGCAUACAUAUUAUGCACUGAGGUUAUUGCUUAAAGAAACAGUUAUGAAAAACAAUAUGUUCCAUUUCUAACACCUUGUCAGUUUGCAAUAUCUCUUAAAGACAAAGUACACAGUUUAAGAAAUACAACAUUUCAUUCUAAAACUUGUAAUAUUUGCAUUUGCCCGUAACACCCUCUCCAUUAAACUGUGGGCAUUGUAGCACAUUUCUUCCUUAAAUUAGUGAAUCAAAGUUCUCCAACAGUCUUUAGGUUUUUUUGUGCUCCCAGCAUCUUUGAUCAUUGUAACAGUAAAAUAUCCGUAGUGUGAUCUUUGCAUGUAAAGGUGGUUGAUUAAAAUGAGCAAAGCUUUUGUCUGGGAAAGAACUGAAAAGAACACCAGGUUCCAGAGUAAGAUAUUCUUGGAUAGAUCCGGAUAUGAAUUGUAAUCCAAAGUUAAAAGUAGUAAUUGUAUUUGUAAUCCAAAGUCUUAAAGGCCUGUAGAAGUUUACAUUUUUUAGAUACAUUGCUGGAGGUUGUGUUUGUAGAAUACUCGGGUAUUUGUUGUUUAGUAUUGGUUGUAGAGUCCAGCUUUCCAAAUAUUUGGCUAGAAUUGGUUGCAGAUAUUAAAUCAGCAUAAUCUGUUAUCACCUUGGUGAUGGUGUUGGUAUUUGACUUUGUCUUUUGUCUUUGCUUUUUAUUUUGUUUGUUUUUUCCAUGAAACAUUUUUACACCGUUUAUGAUGUGUAUAGAUUGGAUACUCUCCGAUAUUCUUUUACGGAAUAAAUUAAUUGACAUAAUUUCCAAGACAUUGUCUUAAGUGACAUGGAUCCCAUUAUAGUAAAUGCUAUGUUGAUACAGCAAUUGAAGUGGAUUCUCAAGAACGCCUCUUUUUGCUGUGUUUGAAUCUUUGUAACAUCUCAGUGAUAGACAUCUCACUGACAACAGGUGCUGUUGUGCUAAAAAUGUUAACAGGUAAAAUCUGUGGAAAAAUCUUUACAUUUGUUAUAGUUUGUAUAAUAAUGAUAGAUGAAAUAGUAACAUAGUUGAUCUUUCUAGUGUUUUGUAUUAAAGAUAAACACCCCUGUAUAUGAUUUAGAGAUAUAGGGAUAAUUUGAAGCAGCAAAGUAUUUACCGCCUUUGUUCAUAAUGGUAUGUAAAAUUACAUUCUCUUUAAAUGUUAAAAAUACUACUUUAUUCAAAAUGUCUCAAUAUAUUUAGAAUAGUUGCUAAUUGGAAAUAUGACGUUAAUUAUCUUUCUUUGUCCUGUUAGGGAGAAGACAACUUAUUCCCUAGUUAUUUUUAGUAAAUAUAAUAACUACAGUUAUUAGUGGCUUAAAAUACCAGAAACCCCCAAAUAUUGUCUUAGAAAACAUUUUUUUUUUUUUACCAAGAUCUGACAGCCAUUGUGGAAAGUUACGUUCGUAAGACUGGAUGCUUAACAAUGAGAAUCUUAAUUGUUUAAGUAUAUUUACCAGCGGCUGUUUGGUGUAACUUAAGAUGAUUAGAAUGUAUUAUUAUUUCUAAAAGUGAGUUAAGAAAGCACUCCGAUACAAUAUUGAAUGUAUUUAUAUUUUAUCUCUACCUUUGUAUAGGUGGUUUAUGUACCUUUAACCAUUACAAACCAAAUAACAUUUUCUUUGUAUUUGAAAAACUGAUAAAAUAUUAGAUUUCGUGUAUUUUAAUAUACAGAGUGGUAUGGAUGUUGAAUUUAUAUCUUUGACAUCUUUUCACCAGUUUGCAAUAGGUGACCUAAAUGAUCAAUUUCCAAAAUCAUCAUGUAUAUCACCUGGAUGGGUUAAUCCAUAAUACUCUUUUACUUUCCAUUGACUGGCCUUGGCUCUGGCAGACUGAAUAUUUUUAUCAUUAUAAAUAAACUUUAUGAUAGUUGAAGUAAAGUUUCUGCCUGUUUUAACUGUUUUUAACUGUUGAAGUAUUUCACUUAUAUUAAUUAUACCACUCUGCAAACUUAAACGAAAAUCGAGUAGUUUCUGUUUUAAUAAGAACAUUUAUAUUUUCUUCUAAAGUUUAAACCUUAUUCAUUAUUGCAGUUGUUAUUGCAAUCAUAUGAUCUUUAACUAUCAUGAUUCAAUUAUUCAUCUUGGUAAUUAGCUGUUAUGCUCUUAUACGUAAGUUUAAUAUAUUUGUUUGUAGGCCAGACUGCAGCUGCAUAUGGCAUUUUAGCAAUAAUCUUCAAUUGCAUUUCAGAUAUUCACAAAGUCUAUCCACCUUUGUAAUUAACACAUUAUGUGUUUCUUAUACCAUUAAUUAUAGUAUCUGUAUUAUAUUACACAUUGUCACUGACACAUUUCUGAUACAGGGAAAAAAUAGCAUGAUUGCUUUAGUAAUUACAAUUUUUCUGUCCAUGCACACAUUCCUGGAAGUCCAGAAUAUAGCAAGAAUCCUUGGUCUAUGGUCCUAGAGAGCCAUUUAAUGUUUUGAUUGGUAUAGUUAUACAAAAAGAGCAAGGAGUACGACGGUAGAUCACAUCUGCAACAGAACCAUUACAGAUUCCUUGUUGUAUCAAUGUCUCUGUGUUUAUGUUUACAGGAGUUCCUUGCUUUGCAGGUAUGUACAUAAUAUGUAGAGUUUAAGAAAAGCUGCAAAUCGUGCUUUAGUACAAGUGUCCCAUGAUGUCAGGUUUCUCAAAGAUUUUGCUGGUCUUUUUAUAUUCCAUUCUCUUGGCAGGGCAUCUGCUCUUAGUAGGCCGGUAUUGUUAUUAUUUAUUAAUUGCAUCAAGGUUUCUUUCGUUAAUUGAUGUGUUUCUUCCGAAUUCAAAUUCAUAUGCCACCAAAUGUCAUUGUAAAGUUCAUUGUUACAGAAUAAUGUUCCAGGAUGGUUUUCCACUCCAGUAGGAAAUCUAUAUUCCUCUUCUUCUGAUCCUUCCUAUUAACCUCUUUUUCUGAGUUGUAGGCAACAAUCUGUGUCUUGUACUGUGAGGUGCUUUGAUAGUCAAUCUGGUUUUGUCAGUACCAUGUUCCAUCUUGAAAAACAGCUGGGUGUUGACAGUUAUCAGCCUUUAUUUCUUUUUCCGGUCAUCUUCUGUCUGGAAACAUAAUAGCAAUGUCCAGAAUUAGCAUAGCACUUCUUUUCAGCAUAAGAAGGCUGUUUGCGGUAGUCACUCAAUGAUAAACUAUAUGGCAAAGUAUUUUCUUAAUCACCUUCAUAGGUGCAUCCAAAGUCUUUCACUAGCAUCUGUCUCGUCUUUUUCUGUUUCCUGCAUACUUUGCUAUCAUCGUUCAGUCCAUUAUUAGGAUUUGUAAUAGUCCAAUCACAUCUUUCUCGUGCAUAAUCGUUUUUUUUGGAAUGAUCUCAAUAGGUUCCUUGUGAAAUACCAGUGUAGGUCACAUUAGCAAUCAUUUCACUGUGAGCUAUGUGUCUCUUUUGAGAUAGUUCUUGGAGGUAGUCCUCACGAUCAAAGAACUUGUAUAGUGUACAGUCCAAUUCAGUUCAGUUGCUUCCUGCUUGUUAACAUAAUUCCAAUGCAGUUUUAAAACGACAGCUAGGGUUGAUGUUAUGAUAAUGCUGCAGAUUGUAAGGAGGAGACACCAUAACCAAUUUUCUAGCAUCCUUUUGCUUCUAUCUUUGCAUUUCUUUCUUACUGUAUAAGAUAAUUCAGGUUCAGUCUGUUUUCUCCAGAGUCUUUCUUAUAAUGAUGUUGAUGAUUCAUUUUUCAUACAUUCCAUAUUAACUGUGAAUGUAUCACGUCUGUCUGUUCAUCCUUCUCCUUCACAUUUGCAGAUUCAGAUGUCAGAUCAUGAUUCAGUCUGUUACGUGGCUAUGAUUCUGGUGGCUUUUCUGUCGUCCUCUGUUUGUUUUAUCUUGCCAUCUUUAACAGCAUCCACUGUGUCAGUCAGUGGUUCUGUGAACGUCCUGGAAGUAUUUUAGCAGGUUGUAAAAUAUCAAAUUCACUGUUCUCUGUUGGCUCUGAUUGUUCUGUAGUAAAAGCUCUCGGAGUCGCCCUCUCCAGGACAAGCUGGCCAACAGAAGGAAAUAGGUGGUGGUGCAAGGCGAGGUGGGCUGGAAAAAAAACCCCUAAAUUUCUCUAAUCGAACCAAUGGUUCUAAGCUCUCCCUGGUGCAGAAAUAUGUUUGUCAGUGAAAAACAUGUAACAUUUCAUAUGGUGUCUCACCAUUUGUAUCAUCAGGUAUGUUGUGAAUGCUUAUCUGUACCAUAGGAAUAAAUAGAUACCACUGUGUGGGGCAAGCAGCUAGUAACUUGGUUAAUAAUCAUUUAACCUCAGCAUUCUCCCAGACCACAACCCCACUUCUUUGGGGGUGGUUGGGGCACUGAAAUCCCAAAGUAACCCAAAUGUGGUUGCCCAGUUUUAGGUUUCCUUUGCAGUAAGUGCAGGACCACCAUCCAAAUGGAUGGUCCUGGGAUUAUCAAAUGCAUACUAAGGAAGUGAGACUAGAAAACGUGGCAUCAGAGGUUGCACUUCGCACAGGAUAUAUCCAAGUAAACCUGGUACAUGCAUCAACACAUACAAAAACAUAUUUAUAACCAUGAGAUGUUGGCAAACUUCCAAUAUAUAGCAAUUCAAAAAGUAUGUUAGAUAUUAAUAUUUCAAUAAACAGUACAUCAGUAAUGUGGCAAUAAGCAAAUGCUUAUGAUUACUAAACACAUGAAUUACAAUAUUUCCCAUUUUGUGACCAUCAAUAUUCCUUUUCAGGAGUCAGAAGUACAUAACCUCUCUCUAUAAGAGCUUGUCCUAGCCAUGAAAAAGCUUUUAGGGCAAGUCCAUCUUUCCUCUAUAGGAAGAACAACCAACAUAUUACCUUCAAUGGUUAUUAUGUAAUUAACCCCUGUAAACGAUAGGAGUAUUUAUGCGGAUACCAGGUGGAUAAGGUCUGGAUAUCCUUGCAAGCAUAAACUCUGCAUCAUGACUGAGAGAUAGGGUAUGCGAUGUGAUCCAGUGACCACAGAAAAGCAUGGUAGACACAUUGCAUCAAAGUGCCUGUUAAUGACCAACUACAUGAGGAGAGGGACCAUGCUUUGUUAUAAGCAUGUCCAUACACGUAUUACAAUGCCAGGCUUUCAAUUUGUUACCACAAAGCAAAAUGCAGUUGUGGAUAUAAACUCACGACGUAUCGUAAGAAAAACUGUCUGAACACCAGACUGAGACCCGAGUUCAGUGAGCAGUGGACCAAAAUAGAUAAAUGAAAUCUUAUCAAUUACUAUACUUUCAAUAUACUUUAUUUAAAUUACUUUAUUCUCUGUAUUAACUAUGAAAUAUUAAAGUUAAAACAAUAACAUUUAAAAGCCAACUUUUAGUGUGGAUAGGAAUUACAAGGCCGUUCAUAAUGUGAGAUAAAGAACAGCUUUUUUUUUUUUUAAAUCCGAAUAGUCUGUGAACACAAAAUGACCUUGCGCUGAAAACUCACUUGCAGGGGAAAAACAAAACCUCUUCUUUUUUCUUUUUCUUUAGUAAAUUAAUUAAUUAAUUAAACAUAGUUAGAACCUCCCUCAAAGUCCCGAUGACUUUGCAAGAAACAUGUCGUCCUUAAAUACUGGGUAAGUCUAUUAAACAGUGACAUAGCAUUGUUAUCCUGUAUAUCAUGUUGUCACAGCUAUAAUGUGCAGUAUAACAAACUAUUUUAUAAGUGUUGUGCAAAGUGUUCAUUAAAAGCCAGUGAUCUAGCGUGCUAUAGAACAUUUAUUUAUUUAUUCUUUAAAGCUCUGACCUCAAUUGGCAAAGCAAUAUUGUAAUGGUGUCCAUUGCAAUCUGCUGUUUUACUUUCAAAAAUUCAGAAUAUGUUCAGAGAUUUCUUGGGCAAUAAUAAAUCCCCAAAAACAACAACUUUGCAUUUAUUCUAAACCUGCCGGUUGUAAACGUAUUCUGUAUAUUUCUUGACAUAAGUACUUGUACUUGAAUCUGUUUAACAAAGCUAUUUAUAUUGUGGUGUAAAAUAAAUAUAUUUUUAUUUUUAUUAUUUAUUUAUUUUAACAUUGCUUAAAUUUUAAAGAUACCUACAUAUUUAAUUAAAUAUCCUUUAUAUGUCUCUAAGGCAUAAAAUGUCUGCAAAUUAAGAUUAUAUACAAAAAUGCAUGUUUUGGGUGUUCCGUGAUUCCUUUUCUAUCAUUUAUUUUUCUUUAAGUCUGGAAUCUGAUUCCUUUUGGGAUGAGCACCCCUCUGAGCCCCCCAGUUUCAGAGGCUUCUUUGGAAGUGACCACUGAAAAGUAUAGAUUCUAUAAAAUAGAUGUGAGGGGGCAUUGGACAGUAAUGUCACUUUAAUUAUACUUUUCAUAUAGCAGAUAUGUGAUAUCCAAUGUGAUUUAAUAUAUCAGAGUAUUAUCACUUUAAUAGACACAGCAUUUUUUUAUGCAUUAUUAUUUUUAUUUUUUUCUUAAAUUUUAAUGUCUGUUUAGAAUAUUGCAGGCUUUGCGAUAUCACAUUAAUUUUGCAUUAAAUAUAUUCACAAUGCUCUUACAACAUAUUAUUAAAAUUAGCCUCUUUCAGAAUUGUAGAAUAUGUGGUGGAACUGAAUCCUCAUAUAUGAGAUUUGAAACUGUAUUUUUAUUUCUACUCUUUGCCCUUAUCUGUAUACAUAAUUGCGGCAGCAUAUAGUUUUUAAAGAAGCAAUUAUUUCACCCUUCAUGUGUGGUUGACUGUGGACUUUUUAAAACCUACUUUUUAAUUUUUUAUAAAUCUGUUUCUGGCUUUGAGAGAGCAGGCUGCUGAAUGCAUGUAAAUGCUCUUAAUGCUUAGUCUCUAUACAUUUAUUUAUUUAAUCGUAUUUUAUAAAAACCUAGUUUAUGAAAUUCACUGAGAUUACAUGUGUCUGAUCUGAUUACAGUCAGUAGUACAAUAUAAUUGUUCUAAUUUCUUUACUGCUAGUACAGUGGGAUAGUACCACUGAUUUAAGUAAGCCUUAAUCCUGCCAUUGCAAUAGACUAAAUACUGUACCUGAGUAAGCAAAGUCAUUAUGUGCAGGAAUUGUGCACUUUAAAUAGUAGAAUACUUAUGCUAUUCUAGUGAAUUGGGCUGGCUGCUUAACACCUCAUUUAAUAUAUUUUGGUCACAUUUAAAGCUGUAAAUGUAUUUAAAAUUUUAUUUAAAUAAGCCUUUAAUAAUUUCAGUUUAAAAGUUAUCAGAGAACCUGUAUAGUUACCAUUUUAUUUUGCCCCGCUUUAUCUUACGUAUAUAUUAUUUUUAAUUAUUUUAUAAAUAUUUAUUUUUGCAGAGCAUUUAGAGAAGCAAAGGAUGUAUAACCACCUGUUGCCCUUUUUUCUAGGAGGGUAGUAUAAUUUCAACUCUGUUUAGGAAAAAAUAUGAGCUAGUUGGCAUAUAGUACAUAAAAUACAUGCUGCAGUGUACUGCAUUGAAUGCAUUUAAAAGCCAUGUAUUUUUCUUUAUGGCUGUAUGUAAUAAUGUUGUUCAUAAUUUGGAAUAUAAAACAACGACUUCUCAAUUCCUUGGAAUGUUUACAUGUCUCUAUCUCCGCAACCUUGGCUGGAAAUUCCAGACUCCAAAAAUAGUUAUGCUGUUAUAAUUCCUGAUUUUCAAUCAACAGCUAGCAAACUGACAAUAUGGAAAAUAUCACUGUCUUACAAACUUUUCUUAUAUAGUGGACAUUCGAAUCCAGAACGCAGUAAUGCAAUAAUUAAAAAUCCUGUCUGUCUGUUGCAUGAAUGUUUUCAUUAAGCCAUAAUGCAAUUUUCUUUGCAUUCUUGGAAUUAGACUUCAAAUUUCAUCGCUCUGUCUUAUCACUUUUCUUUUGACAACAUUUUGCAUUAAUCUUUUUCCUGCGCAUGCAUACUAAGCAGCUACAAAGAGAACAUAUCCCCCUGUCUGCAAUCCACUGUCCUGGAACUAACAGGCCAUGCUAUGCUGGUGUAUUAGGCAUAUCAGGGAGUUUACCAAAUAUGUAUAUUUGUUCUAUUAUGAUAUUAGUUAAGAUCCACAAUUUCAGCAUUGUAUGCUAAUAACAUUGUACCUGGCACCUGAACUCACAGUGCCUUGUUCACAUUAAAAUCAUCUCUAAUGAUCUCUCUCUGAGUCUGGGCUACAAGUAGCUCAAUAGAUUCUUGAUAUUUCAAGACUUGUGCCAUGACAAAGUGUUGUGUCUUCUCUUACGUAUAAGAGGUUACCUAGGUAUUUAUUUUAUAUUUAAAACUUCCAAGUACAAUGUCCCUUCGUGGUCGCCAAUUGUAACCGCUGGCGGUUCCCUUAUUUACCACUAUAAUGUCUUAAAGCAUAGAACUUAGUAGGGCUAACCAUACAGAUAUCUUAGCCAUAAUUUUAUAUAGUUAGUAAGAGAUCCUCUAUUUACCAUAUAUAAAUAAUUGAGAAUACAAUAUAAAAUAAGGAUUGUCUUGGAAGCAAGAUUGUCUUUUGGAUAUUUAUUAUAUAAAAAUAUAAAAUCCAUUAUAGCAGAGUUUAUAAGAUUUAAAUUACAUGCUUGCAAAUAUCAUUAAUCGGUUAACAUACCCUUCUGAACAUGUCAUCAUGUCAGCCUCUCUGUCAUUUUAAGAUGGAGCAGCGUCUGUCUCCAAGUCUCUCCUCUGUGUCUUAACAUUUAAAAGUACACCUAUUUAUACCUUAGGUGUCUCCAUUUUAGGUUACUGUAGUUCAAAUAUGAAAAAGUAACACUUCUUUUACUUUAUUCAAUUUAGGACCUCCCUUAAUUUGGCAAACAUACAAGGCCAUAACUAAAGGGUGUAUACGUCAUGGAAAUUUUCCUGACUUAGUUCAAGAUGGCAUCUUAAAGUCUGAAUAGGUUAUCUGUUGUUUAUACUAAGUCGUAAGUGUACAGUCGUGGGAGAUUCCCGAUUUGGGGAAGUUCCAUUAACUUGGGGUUACCACAGUAUAUUGUGUACUGCAAGAGUCGUAGCAUAGCCUUGAAGCUUGUUUAUGCAUUAUUGUAUUUCGUCUGGGACAAAAUGGCGCAUACAUAUUAUGCACUGAGGUUAUUGCUUAAAGAAACAGUUAUGAAAAACAAUAUGUUCCAUUUCUAACACCUUGUCAGUUUGCAAUAUCUCUUAAAGACAAAGUACACAGUUUAAGAAAUACAACAUUUCAUUCUAAAACUUGUAAUAUUUGCAUUUGCCCGUAACAAUAGUUUAUUCACCGACUUGGGGGGAGGCAGAGGGAGUGGGGAGGCAGAGGGAGCUGCAGUACCAGGAAUACAGCUCCAGGCACCAUGACCACUGGUGCCAACCGCUAAAGUGUAAUUAUUGCAAUUUUUAUAAACUUAAAUAAUUACCUUGCAGGGUUAAGUCCUCUAGUGGCUGUCUAUCAGACAGCCACUAGAGGGACUUCCGUGUUCUUAGAACACAAAAAGUGUAAUAAACGACACUGGAUUUCCUCACGCUAUGUGAGGACCUCAAGCGUCGACGAAAUCCCCAUAGGAAAGCAUUGAUUAACGCUUUCCUAUAGGGAGGUGUAAUGCGCGGUCAUUGUCGCGCAUUAGGUCUCCCCCACCGAUUGACUGCGGGGGAGGAGAUUAGGUGGAGCCUGACCUAGUGCAAAGGGACAUCGGCGCUGGACUCUGGUAAGUCACUGAAGGGGUUUUAACCCCUUUAGCAACGUGGGGGGUGGGAGGGAGAGGGGCACUGGAGAGUCCCUUUAAGUGUGUGUGUUAAAAAAAAAAAAAACACAAAACCAUUUGUGUCGUCGUUGAAUAAGAUUUUAGCAUUUGAAAUAAUGCACUUUUAAAACUCAUGAAAAACAAGUGUAAUGUACCCAAACUAAGGGAAAUAGUCCCUAUGUGGGAGACAACUUUGUAACUUUGUCGAUAUCUCUUGUUGUACAAAUUGUAAUAGAAUCAUAAAGAUAGACUAUCUUUUUUUUAAAUUUUAUUUCAGAUUGCAAGGAAACGGCAUAAGGUUAUUGGUACUUUCAAGAGUCCUCAUGGCCACACUAGACCCCCUGCAUCCUUAAAGCACAUCAGCCUAAUGCCUCUUUCACAGAUCAAGAAAGUGCUUGACAUUCGGGAGACUGAAGGUCAGUGCAUAUUUAAAAAUAAAUAAAUUAAAAUAUCCAAGUAGUUUUGUACCCAUUGUUUUCUUAUAUGCCUCAUUACGCCAAAACAGUCAUUUCAAUGUCAAGUCUGUUCUCGAACAGCCAUGUUCCAAUAAUGUGUUUAAAAUGCUAAAUUUAGUGAGCUCUGUUAAUUUUCAUGACACAUUUCUUCCAUCUGGUUCUGUCUGUAAAUCAACAGUGGUUUGAUAGUUUAAGGCUAAAUAUAGCUGUUGAUUUAAAUAAAAGAUCAUUAUCUUGGUUGAAAGAUAAUACUCCUUUGUAAAUGUACCAUAUUUUUUUAAUUUUAUUUUUAAAUUUCAAAAAAGCUUUUUAAAAUUUUUAUUUUAAUUGUCUGAAGGGCAAUCCGAUCUCUACAGUUUAUUUAUUUUUGUAUUUAAAACUGCAUUGACAGUCUGCUCCCACUUGAACAUUGAAAUCUUAUUCGAAGAGAUCACUAUGCUUGUUCUCUUCGUACCACAAUUUUAUGUAGCCGAAGUACAGACCUCUAAAUACUCCAGGUACAUGCUCUUGUUUGGAUAUAGGCUCAGAUAAUCUCUGCUGUAAGCAGUUUACAAUAACAUUAACUAAUUAGCCAUUUUGUUUUGGUUCCAAACUCUAUGCAGGAAUAAGUGCAGUAGAGAGUAGGUCUUCAUAAGCAGCCAUUGAGCAAUUGCAUGAAAUCAUAGGCCUAUUCAUGUCAAAGGUGAAUGAGACAUGUUCUUAGAAUAUGGUCCACUUUUUUGUUCAUGGUACAUUUUGUAAAAUACAGAUAUAAAAAAAAUAUAUUAUGUAUUUUAUAUAUAUUUGUAUAUUUAUAUUUUGUUACUCGCAUUCUUUGUUAUGCUGCUGUUGGUUAAGGAGACAGAAGUUCAAAGCAGGUAUGUCGCUGCUUAAUUUGCAAGACCCCUGACAGUGAUAUUGUCUGGUGACCAUAGGAGGCAGGGAAAUGUAGGUUAUGUUUAUCUGAACCUGUCCAUCGCAGGAGCCGCCAUGAUCUUUUGUUCUCUUCCACUUCCAGGAGCCAAUCUCCACGCUGUACUAUUGCAUAUGCACAAUGGUACAGCGUUGAUGUCUAUAGAGAAGGCCGCGAGAUUCUCCAUAGAGAAAGUUCCACUCCCUGGAGAAAUACAGAGUCAAAGCAGGGACUUGGUAUAUAUAAUCACUAUAUCUCGUGAAUGACAUUGUUGGAAUUUCACUGAAAUUCUAACCCAAUGUAUUAAAUAAUCAUUUUUGGAUAGGGGAUGACAAAGCCACUUUAACAUGUUAAAGACAUUGCACACUUCUUCUGCAGAAAGGAUUACUGCUCCUCCUUUAACUGGUGGAAUAGAGGUGAUAGUGUACACAUAACUAUGGAUUUUAAGAAUAUUUCGGUAGUCCUACAUUAUUUUUUUUGAAAGGUGCCAGUAAUCCGAAUUUCAUUACUCGAAGAAAAACUAAAUUGCGCAUGUAGAAGUAAUUGAGACAUAAGAGAUACAGUAUCAUUUUUCUCAACUGUUUUCUGUUAAACCUAGAUAUGUUGUAGUGACAUGAAACUUAAAGGGACACUAUAGUCACCAGAACUACAGCUUAUUGAAUUUGUUCUGGUGAGGAUAAUCAUUACCGUCAGGCCUUUUGCUGUAAAGACUGUCUUUUCAGAGAAAAUGCAGUUUUUACAUUACAGCCUAGUGAUAACUUCACUGGCCACUCCUCAGAUGUCUGUUAUGAUCCUUCCUUCCUGGGUCAUGGCUGCCUAAAAUGCAUCCAAACAUUCAGUAUCUCAUCCCUCUGCAUGCAGACAAUGAACUUUCCUCAUAGAGAUUCAUUGAUUUAAUUUAUCUCUGAGGAGAUGCUGUUUGGCCAGGGCUGUUUUUGAAUCAUGCUGGGUCUGCCCCUGGUCUGCCUCCUUGUCAGUCUCAGCCAAUCCUAUGGGAAAGCAUUGUGAUUGGAUCAGGCCACCACUUCUGAUGUCAGCAGACUGCUUGUUUUCCUGAGUCUAACAGCAGCAAGAAUUACAGCUUCAAGCUUGAAUACAGUAAGAUUUUGCUAUAUUUAUGGAGGCAUGAUGGACCCAGAGGGGCUAGAUGGUGGGUCUAACACUAUAGGGUCAGGAACAAAACAUGUAUUCUUGACCCUAUAGUGAUGCUUUAAUAUUGAUUUAAAUAAAUGGGUUUUAUGCUACUGCACAUUUUGCAGGAUUUUGCUGAUUAGUUGUCUUUGUUGUUUAAGUCCUGGGGAUAAUAUUACACAUGUUCCUUUUCAUAUAGAAUUAAGACGCCUGUCUAAGCAGUGAAUCUCAAAUGCAACCAAUGUUUUGGAGAGGUUUUUUGUUUGUUUUUUUUUAAACCUAGAUAUCACUAUUAGUGUUGGUGAAUCGGUUUUAGUUUCGUUUUGUAAGAUGCCAAAAGAAACAUUCCAUGCCAUCCUCCAAAGAGUGGGCUUUAAUGCAGUUAGGACUGCAUGGAAUGUCCUGCAGUUUUAGUGUGAGCAGGAUUAAAGCCCUGCUUGCACCGGGGAGUCCAAGGUAUCAGUCGACACCAGGAGCUCUCCACUGUCAGUCUGGCAAAUAUCUUGGGGAGGGGGUGAUCCACCCUGGGUGCCACUUACAUUGUAAGGGGUGGCUGGGGGGGGGUAGCUUUCUUCUAUUUUUGGCAGGUCCUCUCGUCAACUCUCUAAAGCCCUUGUCAUCAAAGGGUUGCCUGGGUUACCAAGGCAAUGUUUAGCGCGGCAUACCAGGCUCGCAAGAGUUGGAGGGAGGACCUGCCGAAAACAGAAGAUGGCAAGUGCUGGGUCCCGGUUGCUUCCUCUACAAAGAGAGUACUACACACUGUACUAUAACUGUAUUAUAUCGGUACUACACACAAAUUUAAUACAGACAUGGGCAGCGUACACACAGCCACUGGACCACCAAGGAGUGGAAUGUUCCCCUCCUUGGCUAUAGUUAAAAGGCAGGAAGAGGUGAUGAAUAUCUGAACCGGGUAUCAGCCCAAAAGCCCACAGAUGAUUAGUAUCAGCCCUUGAAAAUUAAUAUCGGUCGAUCCCUAAUAAGCAAUGCUCAAAGUGCUGUAUUACACCAAUUUAAGUGGGCAUUUAAAUCCCUAUAGCCUGUAAUGCACUGAUAGCAGGGUUAUAGCCCUGCUGACAUAAGGAAACACAGGUAUUCGUAAAUACCUGGGGCUCGCUUGUCAUGGUCAUUCUUUUAGUGGCCCCCAGGCUGACGGAUUAAUUGUAUGCUUUGCUCAGUGAUUCUAGGGCUAUUUUCCAGCACAUGGCUAAAGUUUAUUUCUAUUAAUGCAUACUAUUCCUAGUAUGGUUAAAGAAUAGUGGGAAAUGCAAGGUCUUUGCAUUUUUAAAGGAACACUAUAGUGUUAAAAACCGUUUAUCCCACUUUCACCCUAUUUAAUAAGUAACAAAAUCCCACAGGAAAGCAUUUGAUUGCCUGAGCUCAUCAAUUCUAAUUGGAACUGCAGCUCCUGGUGUGGGUGGGGAUCGCUGUUGCUGCUUGCUGGUGGAACUUUGAAAGUGAUCAUUUUUAAUUUUAUAAUGGUAUUGAGCUCACUGCAGGCGUUUCCACUUUAAGCUUGCUUUAAUCUUUACCUACCACUGCCUGCAUCUUCCCUCACAGAAAUGUUUGCACAUGGUAUCAUGGUGUUGUAAAAUGCCACACACUGCGUUUGUGGAGGAUACACUUGCAUGUACUUUGUUGGCCGUUUUGCCUUUGUAGUCUCCAACCUGGCAGCUUACACAUAAAAUAAAUGUAUUCAUAUUACUUGUCAUGUACAUUUGCAUCCAAUUUUAACUCUGUAUUGAUGAAAUGUUAUUUUAGUGAAACCUUGGUAUAAGAAAUGGCAAGAUAUUACAUGCUAGGUUUAAAAUUCUCCAAUUGCAUAUCAUUCAUCUAAAACUGCAUUUAUCAAUUAAUUUGUUUUGGUAACAGAGACCUCAAAUAGAAAUCCAUCAUGUUCAAUAGUAGAUAUUCCUUUUAAUUAUCAGCUGCUUUUAGAUUUCUAAUGGCAACACAUCACCGCACAGUAAUGUCAUUGUGCCCUGCUGGUUUGAAUUGUGCCUUUAAGCAGCUGCUUACUAAUAUGUAAAUUGCUUGGUUAAAUCAUCACAAGUAGGUCAUAGAACUUCAAAACUCUUUCUACCCAAAAAACAAUGUACUUAUUCUUGAGUAACUGUCUGCAAAUUUCUAUUUUUAAACCAGAGUAAUAUUUCCUUUUAUAUUUGCAGACUGCCAUAAUGCGUUUGCUUUGGUAGUGCGACCUCCGACAGAACAGGCAAACCAGCUAUUUAGUUUCCAGCUGACAGCAGAGGAGCCUCCUAAAGUGGAUUGGCUGAAGAUGCUGUGCCGGCAUGUAGCCAACACCAUUUGCAAAGCAGAUGCUGUAAGUUCUCUCCUACUGGUAUAUCCAUGUCACUGUAUUUAAAGUGCUUCCAACACUCUGUUUUACUUUUAUAACAUUAUCAACUGUUCUCCUUCUGUUUUUCUGGCAAUGAAAGUUAAUUCUCGGUACAGCCUUGUUUCCUUGGAGAUGUUGAGUGAUCUUUUGAGUUCCGCACAUUGUGGUUGUUCAUACUGACAACUUUGCUGUUAGUCAUUUGUUUAGUUUGAGACAUUGCCACAUUUCUACACCAUCUUGGAUAUUUUACAAAGCUCUACUAUUCUAUAAAUCACGCUUUUAUGUCUCCUCAGAUUUUUGAUCAACUACAAGGCAUUAAAUAGGUAGAGGGACACUGUUGGGCACACGAUAGCUCUAUUGCCUGUGUUCAGUAGAGUUUAAAAAGAAAAAAGUGUAUCUGUAUAUAAUGCACCAUCCAUUCCAAGGCUAUUGACACUUUAAAUGCUUGACUAUAUUUCAUAUAAUGCUCAGCUAGCCAGUGGGCUUGUUUUGCAGCAUAUUGCCAAUGGAUUUUCUUACAAAGGUGAAAGAGCAAUCUAAAUUUUUAAUUAUAGGAUAGUUUAUAGUACUGUCCCUAAAAAGAAUUGGGCCACCAAUAAUAUCUUUCUAUAUACAGCCUUGGGAGGUCUUUCAUAAUGUCUAGCCAUAUAUUUUUGAAUGUUAUUUCUAUGUUCCAUCUACGUUAAUGUAUGUAGUAGAAUAGCCCUAUGAGCCUGAUAUUGGUAAAACUUUUUCUUUUUUUUGUUUUUGAUUAUUCAAACAAGCCCAUCACCUUUAUGUGUGUUUGAGUUGGUUCAUAUUCCCGAUGCAUUUCUCCACCGUAGGGUUUUGCAGCCACUAGAAUGUUUCACUCACAUAGAAUGUAUGUCCUGUCACUCCCACUAAUUACUUUUUUAUUUUUGUAUAAACCAAUUAUGACUGUCCAUGCAACCCAAAGUGCUUUUCACUUUAUUUUCUAUAAGUUAACAUAUCCGAGCAUCAUGGGAAACUGUAGACUGCAAAAUAUCUGGGUUUGCUGUCAUUGCUCUAGCAGUUUAAUCUGAUCCUUAAAAUAUUGCAACCUUGCCGUAGUGCUUUAAGUAUUAAUAUCAGUUUUAAUUUCAUGUCUUUGUAAUGCGUUAAUUUUAAAGACAUUGCAGCAGGAGGUCUCAUACAGAUUUGUUUUUGAGAUUAGAAUUUUCUCAUUUCAUUACCCAAACCUCAAAGGGUUUGGUGGUUUUUAUAUGUUUUCCUUUAAAAAUAAAACCCACAUUUAUUUUAUUUUUAUUCACAGUAAAGGUUUGCCUCAAUCUAGUUAAAGCUUCCCCUGUUUUUUUUUUUAGUUUUUUUUUAAAAUUCAAAAUAAAGGAAAAAAAUACAUGUUAUGAAAAAUCUGUGUGAAAUUGGCAGGUUUUUUUUUUUUUUUUUAAACUAAAAUAUAAAAUACAUAUUGCAAACGCAGGUUUAUUUAGUGUCUAUAUGUAUGUGUCUAAGUUAUGAUUUUCUUUACUGACCUCUAUAAAGAAUCUUUAAACCAUGAAUCGUGGCCGUUGAAGCCUUUGAAUACCUACACUUGUGGAAUUGAACAGCUAUAUCACACAGUUGCAUUAAUAUGAAGAUCCACUUGAUGGCAGUAAAGGUUUAACGAACACGCUAACUAUUCUCACUACUUUGAUUCACUAAUCUAAUUUAAGAAUUCUCUUAUAAAAUUUUCUAAUCUCAGUAUUUUUUUUUCUUCCUAGUUUAAAUAAAAUAUCAACUUAUGUAUGUCUGACUGGAAUUUUUUGUAGGAAAAUCUGAUCUAUACUACUGAUCCAGAUUCUUUAGAGGUCAACACAAGGGAUGUGGAUAGUACAUUGAGCCGAGCAUCAAGAGCCAUAAAGAAAACAUCCAAGAAAGUAAGUCAAUCUACAGUCCAUAAAUGUACGGAUUUAACAGUCCCAUCAUAUAGGAUUUCAUUAUGAUUUUAUCUGUUGGUAUUUUUUUAUUUUGUGGGUUUUUCACCCCCUUCCCCCCCCCCCCUCCUUGACUUAUCUCAACUCUAUAUGUUAGAGAUUCUCACAUUAUUCAGUCCACUCUGACAUGUUGAUCUUUAAAGGGAGAUGCAUCAAUUGGUUUUUCUUUUUUUAAAACAACAAACACAUUUAAACAAUAUAUAUAUAAACUAAAAUAAAACAAGAACAAACAAUGGAAAGUAUGUAAUAAACAUUUAUAAACUUGUUCAGAUUGCACCUAAACACUACUUAGCUAGGGGAGUUUCUACCAACUCCCCCCCACCCAUCUUUAACCACCCAUCUCCAUUUCAGACCAGGGUGUCAUUGUGCAGCAGCAGGAGCUACCCAACACCAGAGCCUGCUCUGCAUGAAUCUCACUGAUCAGAUUCCUCUCUUCUCCCCAUGGCAGAUGUUGCAAUGUGAAGAGAUCUUCCAACUGCAAAUGUGUAACUCUGUUUGGGAUACCCAAUGCACUGUUUGAACAUUACUGGGGAUUUGUACACUGGUUAGAUCAGUGUCUCCACUGGAGUGGGUGUAAAAAGAAAAAAGCAGAUCUAUGUGAAAACAAAGCCUAUUUACUUUUUGUCAACCUACAGAGUGAGGCAACUGUCUUAUCCAAAGCUAAAACUUAUGAAUGAGGGUGUUCUCAAAGUGAUGCAUGUCGCUAUAAGUUAAACUUGCUUUCCUUUUAUUAGGUGAAAAUGUAGAGUUUUAACAAUUGUAAAGAAAUUGCUUGUAACAAAAGCUAUAAAGAUAUUAUUCAAUGUAUCUUUAGCAAACUUUUUGUGUUUUAUUUGUAGGUCACUAGAGCGUUUUCUUUUUCAAAAACUCCCAAGAGAGCCCUCCAGAGGGCUCUAAUGGUGCAAAAUACACCAGAUGGACAGAGCCCAGGCUCAAGCUCAAAGGGCUUUGCUGGUAGUCGCAUGUCAAGCACUACAUCGUUGGCAGUGAGUAACAUCCUUUUCUGCAAUGCAUUAUUAAAAUAUCACUUUCCCACACUCCACAUCAGGCGGCUUCUUAGUCUCUUAUUAAAGAAAAGCAGGGAAAAUAGAACACACUGGGUGAAAAAGUUGGUCCGUGAUCUACAAGGUGUUUUUUUUUUUCUGUUUUGGUUACUGUGUGAAUUUGCCUGAUGAAUGGAAACCAUUCCUCAUUUUUUUUUUUUUUUUUGGUAACCAUGAUCAUAGAACGCAAACAAGAUCUGUGAACUGUUAACAAGAAUGUAGGUAAUGAACAUGCUGUAAGUACUCCAGACUGUUUUAGAAUAGUUUCACUUCUUACCUGGUUUCCACUUGUGUUGCUACACAUCUCCACUAGAACCAUAGAAGCUUCCGUUGGCUCUCCUGAGCCAAGUCCUGCACUGCUUAGACAGAGCGCCUGGCUCCUUUGUAGCUAUAGUGGAGAAGCCACGCUUGGCAGACCUCUGCUGAGAAGUAAAACUUAGUUAAAACCGACUGACCGCUUACAAUGGCUGAGGUGGAGCAGUGUGCAUUGAGUGUUCCUAAUGUUUUUCCCAAUUCUCAAAUAGUUUUGUUUUAAUUUCAAAAUGUAUGGCUGUCUAAACACCGCUGUGUGUGUUUCUUAAAACCAGGGUGCUGCACUCACCUGAACUGCAGAGAAGGGUGCUGCUGAGGCAAAUUCAUACAAUACACAAGAUCCAAUAUAUAAACAUGCUGUUGUUUUUUUUUUAUGUACAACAAUAGAAGAAUGCCCGUCUUGGAAGAAAUUUCGUUAAGAUAUCAUUGUAAAUUACAUUAAGUGCCAGGGACAGUGAGCACAUCUUAAAGGAUCACUAUUGGGUCAGGAACACAAACCUGUAUUCCUGACCCUAUAGUGUUAAUACCACCAUUUAGCCCCCCUGGGCCCCUCAUGCGUCCGUAAAUAUAGCAAAAUAUUACUGUAUUCAAGCCCAAAGCUGUAACUCUGCAUGCUGUUUGACUCAGAAAAACAAGCAGUCUGACAUGUGGUAGCCCGAUCCAAUCACAGUGCUUCCCCAUAGGAUUGGCUGAGACUGACAGAGGCAGAUCGGGGCAGAGCCAGCAUGAUUCAAACAAAGCCCUGGCCAAUCAGCAUAUCCUCAUAGAGAUGAAUUGAAUCAAUGAAUCUCUGAGGAAAGUUCAUUGUCUGCAUGCAGAGGGAGGAGAUACUGAAUCACAGGAUGCUGUACACAGUGCUGCCUGGUGCUCUGCUGAAAGCAGGUCUGAGUGGAUGGAGGCAUAUUAUGCCUCCAUCAACUCUGAAGUCCCCCUGGUUCACUCUGAGUGACUGCAACUGGAGGUGUUCCUAGCUUUCAAUGUAAACACUGUAUUUUCCCAGAAAAUAGUGUUUACAUCAGAAAGGCUGCAGGGAGCUAUAGUUCUCACCUGAACAACCUCAUUAAGCUGAAGUUGUUCAGGGGACUAUAGUGUCCCUUUAACUUCCAAAUCAGUGUUUGGAUAUUUUUUUUAAUUUUUUUUACAUUUAAUUUUGAUACGUCGUAUCAUUCUCUGGGCAAACUAAUGUAGUGUGAAUUCUUUGUGUUGUUGGCCAACUCUAAAGGGGCACUCCAAGGUGAUUCUCCUUACCCCUAUGACAAUGUUUUUACAUAUAAUUCAGAAACAUACAGCAGUAAAGAGAAUAUUACUUAGUAAGUUGUAAUGUAUGAUAAUUACCCCAUCCAACCACUGCUUCUGAGUUUAGCAGAAUUUCAUUCCAAAUACUUUCUGUGCUUAAUUAACAGUUUUCCAAGGUUAUCUUUAUUUUGCACAGUUUAAAAAAAUCUAUGGAGUACCCCUUUUAAUGUUUCAUAUACGAAUUGGAUUAAUACGGGUUAGAAUUAAAGUUUAAGAACUUAGCUGGCAUAUUGCGCCUAAAUGUUUGUUUUUAUGUUUUAAUGGCUCAUUCAUUCCUGUUUAUAGAUAACACGUUGUUCUUCUGCCAUCAACAUAAAUGGACCAGCUAAACACGCUAACGUUCAGCGAUCAAAUUCCCUUGAUGGCAGCUCGCUUAGUCCUAGGUCACGUGCUAUUCUGUGCCCAGGAUCUCCUAGUAGUCCUAUGCCACAUAACGGCCCAUUAAGCAAAGUGCAGACUGUUCCCCACAUUACAGUAAACUGUGACCAGCAGAGGGAACAGGGAAAUCGCAUUUCCUGCAACAACAAAUCUUUGUCUGUAAGAAAGGAGCCCUUGCUAUGACAGCGAGCUAAUAAGUGAGCUCAUCACAGUAAUUAUUUCCCCAAUUUGAAUGCUGUCCACACAGUGGUGUUAGAAUAUUGUGGCAGUGGUCUGUUUAUUUGCAUGAAGUUUUUUUUUUUAAUAUUAUUUAUAUAUAUAUAUAUGGUCUUUCUUUCCAAGGAUUUUAUCUUUAAAGAGAAUACAAAAUAACCCAUGAUGCAUUACAACGCCCAAUUUUGCCAAAUGUCACUUUAUCUAUUUAAAUGUUUUUUGUUUGUUUUUUACUCUAUCAGUCGACCUCACCAACUACACGUUGCUGCUUUUUCAGACGACACGUUCAGGUGUGAGUUUAUACAAUACGCACAUUUGACAUCAGAACAAUUUCAAAAUAAAUUCUGCACUGCCAUACUUGUUUGAAAAAUAGCAAUCAGGAUUAAUUUGAAUCUAAAACCUAGUUUUGAAUGUGUACACUUCAUGGUUUAAGACUCAUUUUUACCAAUUUCUAGGGAAGCUGCCAACAACAUCCAUGACUGCUCAAUGUUGGCACCCAUUAAAUCUCAAGUUAUUUAAAACUAGUAACACCUCCAUUAAGGAUCUAUUUGGAUUUAUGUAAACAUCAACAUUUUUUUUUUUUCUCUGAAUCUCUUAAUCUGAGGCUUUUUUUUUUUUUUUUUUUUUAAGAUCACAGUCUGGGAUUUUAAAAUGUCAUAACCUGGACUAUUGUUCUUAUCACUGUCUGAAUGUCUUACAAGAUUAGGAUUAUAUAUAGCAGUUAUGAAAUAGCAUUUUUCGAAAUAGAUUAAUAGACCAGCAUGCACUGUCCUUUUUCAGCUGUGGGUCACUUUAAGGCUCCAUGAACAUUCAGGCAGAUUCGUUUCUCAAAGGCAAAAAAAGUGGUGCUACCGAAGGUGCAUAGUUAUCCUACACAAUUUAUUGAAGGUCAUGUAUACAAAUGUUUUGACCAUUAACCCUUCAUCAAUAGAUAGACUGGGGGACUGGGCACUCAAAUGGCAGAUGAAAUUUAAUGUUGAAAAAUGCAAAGUUAUGCUUUUCGGCGUAAAGAAUACACAAGCAACGUAUACCCUUAAUGGAAGCGAGUUAGGGAUAACACACGAAAAGGACUUGGGAAUUGUUAUAGACAACAAACUAUGCAAUAAUGUGCAAUGUCAAUCAGCAGUGGCCAAGGCCAGUAAGGUAUUGUCAUGCAUGAAAAAGGGCAUUUAUUCUUGGGACGAGAAUAUCAUUUUGCUUCUUUAUAAAUCACUGGUAAGAACACAUUGAAUAUGCUGUGCAAUUUUGGUUCUAAAGAAGGAUAUAAUGGCACUAGAAAAAGUGCAGAGGCGGGCUACAAAAUUAAUAAAAGGAAUGGAACAUAUCAGCUUUGAAGAAAGGUUAACAAAUUUAAACCUAUUUAGUUUAGAAAAACGUCGCCUGAGAGGGGUUAUGAUAACAUUGUACAAAUAUAUUCAGGGCCAAUACAAACCAUUGUGUGGAAAUCUAUUCACAAACCGGACUUUACAUAGGACACAAGUCCAUGCGUUUAGACUGGAAGAAAGAAGAUUUCGUCUAAGGCAAAGGAAAGGUUUUUUUUUUUUUUUACUGUAAGAACAAUCAGGAUGUGGAAUUCUCUGCCUGAAGAAGUGGUUUUAUCAGUCCAUGCAGAUGUUCAAACAGCUACUAGAUGCAUACUUGCAAAAACAGAAUAUUCAAGGAUAUAAUCUUUCAAUGUAGGGUAAUAACCGCUUGAUCCAUGGAUAAAUCUGACUGCCAUUCUGGGGUCAAGAAGGAAUUUUUUUUUCCUAGUUUGUUGCAAAAUUGUGCUUCAAACUGGGUUUUUUUGCCUUCUUUUGGAUCAACCGCAAAAAACAAAUGUGAGGAAGGCUGAACUUGAUGGACGCAAGUCUCUUUUCAGCUAUGUAACUAUGUAAUACAUUGACCAGAAAAUUUGUGUAGCACAGCUUGCAUCUUUUUGGAAAACGCUUUAUUAAAUGUAUCUUUCUCCCCUGUGAAAGUAUGUUGUGCCCACUAAAGAAGCAACAGUGUAGUGGAGUAUUGUCAAAUUGCAGUUUACUUUCCUCAUAUUGUGGCUUCUCAUGCAGAUUAUGUAUUAAAGAAGUUUAAUUGCAUAUCAUCCAGUUUGUGUUCUACCAUACAAAUGUGUGAAAACAACCCUCACUGAUGAAAGUUGGGAGGGGUUAACACUUCUAGACAGUUGUAGCUCACCUACUUGUUAGUUUUAUUUUUAGUUAGAAAUAGAUGGAACAUUUAAAAAGACAAAAGCUAUAUUUUCCAUAGUCUUAACAUGUAUAGCUUGUAGGAAAGACGAGACAGGGGGAAUAUGAUAGAAACUUUUAAAUACAUAAAGGGAAUCAACACAGUAAAGGAGGAGACUUUAUCUAAAAGAAAAACUACCACCAGGGACUAAUGAAAGUGUUUAGAAAAUUAGGUAAACUAGAUGGGCCAACUGGUUCUUAUCUGCCGUCACAUUCUAUGUUUCUAUAUUUAUCUUUUCCAGAUAGCUUUCCCUUUCCUAAAUUUAGCUAGUUCCUCUUUUGUUUUGUUUUUCUAUUGCAGUGAGUCUAUUUCCUUUUGGAGGGGAUACUAAAAUUGGAGUAUUGAUAUUCAUUUAAAUUUCACAAAUGUUGCUUGUCCUUAAAUACAUAAAGGGAAUUAACACAUUAAGAGGAGACUAUAUUUACAAGAAGAAAAGGUACCACAACAAAAGGACAUAGUCUUAAAUUAGAGGGGCAAAGGUUUAAAAAUAUCAGGAAGUAUUACUUUACUGAGAGGGUAGUGGAUGCAUGGAAUAGUCUUCCAGCUGAAGUGGUAGAGGUGAACACAAUGAGGGGAGUAUAAGCAUGCGUGGGAUAGUCAUAAGGCUAUCCUAACUAUAAGAUAAGGCCAGGGACUAAUGAAAGUAUUUAGAAAAAUGGGCAGUCUAGAUGGGCGGAAUGGUUCUAAUCUGCCGUCUCAUUCAAUGUUUCUUAAAUAUUUAAUAUUGCAGAAGGUUCACUUUCCCAAAUGUUUUACAAGCCUAUAUUUAACAAAUCAUAUUUGUGAGGUGUAGAAAUUUAAAUGUAAAAAUCCACCUCUAUUUUACCCUACAAGCUAUCAAACAUGGUGAUUUAAUAUUAGUGCACAUGAAUAGCACAAAUACUUUCAAAUACGUAAUUAUUGCUCAAAGAGUGGCAUAUGUCGCAUCUUGGAGUCUAUGGAAAUUACUUUGCAUUUGAAUUUGUUAAAAAAAAUCAAAACAUCCCCCUUUCCCUAACUGUACAACCUAUCUCUAGUGUUUAUGUAAACAGAUUUGAGGUUUUUUUUUGGUUUUUUUUUUUAAAGUACAUGCAGACGUUAUUGCUUUUGCAGUACCUUGGCUAAGGAAACUACACAUAAAAACUUGGAAAGAAAGAUUGAACUUUUCAACAAACUAUAUUGUCCAUCAUAACUGUGGAAAUGGGGCUUUGUUUCACUUUUUCUUCUUUUCUCGGGUGACAGUGUGUGCUUUUAUUACACUUUACUAUGUUUCACGGUAUGUUUAAUAUCGCAUGUCCUAUUACGUGUCCAUAUGUUUUGUGUAUGAGUUUAUUUCUUCAUUUAAUUUGUGGGAAGAGGGGCUAGUUUGUACCGAUACUCUAUUACACAGACCUGACCCAGAUAUCUUGUGUUUGUAUUAUGAACUGUAUAGAGAGCUGUUUGUGGAAGUGCUUAUGUAAUGUCCUUUGUUUGGUGAAUGGAGUGUUCCUUUCAAAUCUGUAGUACCUCAGCUUGCUUGUGGAGCCCCACCCCCUACCUUAUUAAAAAGUUCCUAUUACAAUAGAAAAUACAUGUUUUCUUUAGGGUUAUAUUAGUUACUAACUAUCUCUUAGAGAAAAAUUUGUGAUAUAUUCUUAUUUAAGAUAUCAUUUCUUGUCUUGCAGACAGUCCACUCGCCUUCGGUGGUAAACCUUCCAUCUUUGUUUGAAAAGAAGUACCAUACCUUCAGCCGAUCAACAACACACCUCAUAUAGGAAAUGUUAGUUCCUGCUUUAAAUGACAAAACAGCUGGCUGUUCUUAAAGACUUGGUAGUUCCAAUAUGGUACUCAUGGGUAGCACUUCAUAGCAGCUUGCAAGUAAAAUGAAGUUUAAAGAAAAUGUCUAAGAAGCUGCCUUGGGUGGACUGUAAAGACUUAAUCUGCACAAGUGGCACAUUGGUUGUGUUCUUUUCUCUUUAACAUUGCUUUGUGUGUUAUAUAUGUUUUUAUGUCAGACCUUGAUCCAUGCAUGUUUACAUGGGUCUUUAAACAAUGUCAAUGUCUCAGUGCUUUUUGGAUUAUUUGAAACCAUAUUUGAUCUGUUUACUGUAAUUUGAUUAAAUCAUGAGCUGAAUAUUAAUAUUUCAAUCUUUAAAUAUGAAAAUGAUCAAACUAUCACUGUGGUGUGGUGAAUUAUGAAGGUAUUUUUAAUACUGACAAUUCCCCAUUCUGUAAGGAUCUCAUUUCUAGUUGUUACUUAAGCAUUCUGCUAGUCUCAAGGCAUUAGUAAAAAUGUAUUGUAAUUUUCGGUGGGCAAAGUGUAUUGCAGUCUGCAGUAAAGUUGUUACUGCUUGUAAUUGAAUCCUGAAAACGACCAUGGUAUCUUCAGAAAGUAAAGUCUUCCAUCCUGCUUUGGUUACAGGGUAUGUACGGAAAAAGCAUCCUCUUUAAGAUAGAACGUAUUUCAGGAUUUUAAUUAUCUGGCAUAUUGUCAAUUCAUAUAGUGACAGGUAUAACUGGCGUAUUUGUGAACCGUAUGAAUAGCUAUAAUAAUGGAAAAUUUAAAAAAAUUGAACAUUCAACAUUUUUAAAGGCUUGGUUUGUGUCAGGAGAAAAAAAAUUCUGACUCCCUUUAAAAUACAAAGUCAGAUUCUACCUUGCAAUUAGGAAAUGACUUCUUGUCUUCAGAUAUUUUAAGGUGUUUGGAUUUUAAACAAUUUAUACAUAUUUAUUUAUAGCCAAAAUGUGGCUUUUAAUGCAAGAAAAUUGUGUUUCUGAUUCUCAUUGUACUUGUAACACUAAUUUUUUUUUUUUUUCGUUUUCUACUGUAAUUUUGAUGUCUCUUGAGUAAAACCUGAAAUUUGGUAUUUGACACAGGUAUUCAUUAGUCUCAAAAUACAGAAUUUUGUGAGGGGCAAGCUUAUUGAAGCAGUUUGCAUUCAUAAAAACUAACUUGUAUGUAAAUAAACGUAUAAAACAC
Messenger RNA from Pelobates cultripes (western spadefoot toad), 62162 nucleotides. The record is from the annotation of a GenBank genome assembly. NCBI's taxonomy places the organism in Eukaryota, Metazoa, Chordata, Amphibia, Anura, Pelobatidae.